GGCGGCCGGAGCCGAGAGGCCGAAGGAGGAGCGGCUCGUCGUGUGGGGAGGAGGAGAUGAAGGAGGCGGCGGCGGCGCGCGGAUGGCGCCUGGGCCGCUGAGGUGGGAGCGGCUCGCCAUGAGCGCGUGGGCGGCCGGGAAGGCGCUCGCGGGGCCCUCGGCCCGCCUCGCCAACGGCCUAGAGAUCCCCAUGCUGGGGCUGGGUAAGUGCGCAGGUCGCCCCCUCGCUCGCCUGGUGGAUGACACGCACUACAUGCCUAUCAUAAUAUAACAUAACAUAAGCCACCCCUCGCUCGCUUUGCUAAUAACACUCAUUAUAUUAUUAUUAUUAUUAUUAUAAUAUAAUAAAUAUGAUAUAAUAUAAUACAAUAUACUAUAUUAUAACAUAACGUAAGCCGCCCCCUCUUGCGCUUUGUUGAUGACACACAUUAUAUUCCUAUAAUAAAUAUAAUAUGAUAUAUUAUAAUACAAUAUACCAUAUUAUAACAUAACGUAAGCCGCCCCCUCAUGCGCUUUGUUGAUGACACUCAUAUUUCUAUAAUAAUAAAAUAUAAUAAAUAUAAUAUAAUACAAUAUAACAUAUUAUAACAUAACAUAAGCCGUCCCCUUCUGCACUUUGUUGAUGACACUCAUUAUAUUCCUAUAAUAUAAUAUAAUAAUAUAACCACACACACAAAACCCCGUUCCCGCCUCUUUUCCCUCUCACGAAUCACAAAGCGGCUCGCAAACAAGAAAGGGCAACGGCUUAAGGAAGUCAAGCCUUGAAAUGAUUGUAUAAUUAAUGAAAUGUAUAAAUUUGAAAAGUAUAAAUAAAAACUUGAAAAAAAAGAAAGGGCAACAGCAUGAGCGGAACAAACAGCAUUUUGUCCUUGCAGUACAAACCCUAUGGGAUAAUCGACAGAUCACCUGCAAUGGUUUUAUUUGCUUUAUUGCAUUCACCAUCAUCAUAUGCCCACCUUUGAUCUUCCAAGGAACCCUGUGAGGUAGGUUAGGCCUCUGGAUACUUGGGAGUGAAAAGCAAUAGGUCAGUCCGUCUGGCUGUUAACCAGAAGGUUGGUGGUUUGAGCCCACCCUUACUGGGAGCCUCAUUUCAUUAAGGAGAUGUUUGGAUGGUGAUACUUGGCUCUGUGACCAUACCUUAAAUCCUGUUCCUCCUCCUGUAGAAUUAUUCCCCCACGCACAACCCAAGUACAGAAAAUUGUGGGGAAAGAGGGCUUUUGUUUUUGUAGAUGUUGGCAGUGAGGCAUCAGAAAAUGCUCUUUGGUGAUGUAAUAUCUCCUUGCUGGUCCUCUUUGCCUUAGUUAAUCACUUUCCUUUCAUCAGUCAAGCAUCCAAACAUCCCGUGAUGAUAAUGAUGAGGAUAAUGCUAAUUAGCCUUUCUGUAGUACACUUCAAGUGUUCAAAGUGCUUCAACAUCUUAAUAACCCCUACAUAGUAAUUAACUCAAAAAAUGAAAGGUGGAUGGAAAUUCGCAUGCAUAAUAGGCAAUGAAAGGGAGCAUUAAAACCUUUACCUGUGAGUAAGAGAAAAGGAAAGGGUUAUUUCUCUGCCUGUCCAUGGCCACUAUCCUGCAUCAGUUCACGGUGAUUCAACAGCAGCAUAGUAUUCACCAGCUACUUGCAUUCAAGAACUACAUAAAAUUAGCAGGAGGUCACUCUUCCCUAGUUGCUCAGGCAUGCGAGUUUUCAUUAUGAAGUUUGGAAAGUCUUUUUCUCUCAUCAGUGGAGCAGAGCAAAUAAAUGUUCUUUCCCUAGCUACGCCCCUUUGAGAAGUGGAGAAAGGGAUUAUUUUGUUCAUUGAACUGCAGUUGUUGAGGGGGGGAAAAGGGCUUCCUUGCAUUACGACACACUCGGCUUUCUCUGGAACUGAUCCCGCUGUUAACUUUUUAAAAAGACUCUGCGUGCGCAAACACACUCGCACACCCUGCAGCUAUCAAAACUGGCAUCUGGGUUGGCUGCUCAGCAGAGCCCAAGCAAUAAGAACUUGCUCUGUGUCUGCUAAAAUUAGUGGCAAAACUCUCAUUGAUAGUAAGGCACUCCUUGCUGAGGUCUCAAGUAAAAUCCCGAAGAGCAGUGUCCUCUUCCUAUUGAAAGAAUAUUUGAAGCUGGUAUUGUUGUUUAGUUGUUUAGUCGUAUCCGACUCUUCAUGACCCCAUGGACCAGAGCACACCAGGCACGUCUGUCUUCCACUGCCUCCCGCAGUUUGGUCAGACUCAUGCUGGUAGCUGUCCAACCAUCUCGUCCUCUGUCGUCUCCUUCUCCUUGUGCCCUCCAUCUUUCCCAACAUCAGGGUCUUUUCCAGGGAGUCUUCUCUUCUCAUGAGGUGGCCAAAGUAUUGGAGCCUCAGCUUCACAAUCUAUCCUUCCAGUGAGCACUCAGGGCUGAUUUCCUUAAGAAUGGAUAGGUUUGAUCUUCUUGCAGCCCAUGGGACUCUCAAGAGUCUCCUCCAGCACCAUAAUUCAAAAGCAUCAAUUCUUCGGCGAUCAGCCUUCUUUAUGGUCCAGCUCUCACUUCCAUACAUCACUACUGGGAAAACCAUAGCUUUUACUAUACGGACCUUUGUUGGCAGGGUGAUGUCUCUACUUUUUAAGAUGCUGUCUAGGUUUGUCAUUGCUUUUCUCCCAAGAAGCAGGCGCCUUUUAAUUUCGUGGCUGCUGUCACCAUCUGCAGUGAUCAUGGCGCCCAAGAAGCUGGUAGAAAGUGGGAAAUCAGGAGCUCUGUGGGUGUGGGAAACCUGAGUAAAUAAUAUGUCAAGGCAGCUGCAGUAUCUGAAAUGCUUAAGGUGAUUCUGUGCUUGUGUGUCAUUUAAGAUGAUGAGGAACAAGUUUUGUUUUUAGGGAUAUUCGUCCAAAAUUACUGAUCUUCUUGAGAAAUCCCAGUUAAGCCUCCCAAGGAACUCCAGGGUCCCUAAAACACAGUUUCAGAACUGCUGGUUUAAUUAAAAUCUGCAGAAUAUCUCCUCUUCUUGAAACCCCUUUGAAAUAGGACCACAUGGUGCUCAUCGUACACUCUAAUUCUAAUAAGUAAGGAGGCGUCACUUCCUGGCCUUUAUAAAGGCUUCUGUGGCCUUGUACAACUUCUUUUUAAAAGCUUCAUUGCAGCAUAACAGCUAAAAACAAUUGGGAAAAAAUAAUACAGCAACAAGAGCAGCUUUUUGGAAGCCACGCGGUGCAUUCAAUGUGCCUUUAUUGUUGAAAGCCAUUGUGGGAGGCGAGGGACUUAAUAAAUGGAAUCUCCUGGUGUUUAAGAAGUAUUUCAUUAGUUGUAGUCUUAGCAAGAUACUUCUAUAAGCAUUUUAUUAAAUUACAGAAGAGAAACCCGUAGUUGCAAAGCUGUUCACCAUGUAACAUUUCUGGAACUUUAUAUGAUACAUGUUCUUAAAAGAAUGACCCUGGUUUCUGUGGCAUUUUAAAAGCUGCCUUUUAAACAUUGCACAGUUUUUUGUCUCCUUAUUGUGAAGGGGAAAUUUUUGUUUUGAUUGGACAUCCUUUAUUUAAAUAAAAAAGAAUUCAGGUUGAUGUAAUUAUUAGAAUUUCAGGGUUUUAAGUAGCACGAGGCUGUGAAACAACAUGCUGCCAGAAUGCUAGUGUAGUACACAGAGUUCUGAACUUAGCUCAGAUGGUUCUGGGUUCCAGUUCCUGAACUUAGCUCAGGUGGUUCUGGGUUCAAAUUCCUGCUUAUUCUUGACUGAAUGAAACUCAGUCUCUUAGCCUAACUUAACUCCUAGCAGAUAAAAUUGAAAAUCAUCCUAGAUAAGAUUCCACCCCCACCCCCCUGUAACUUCUCGUGGUGUUUCUCUGGGGGAAGUAUCCUGGCAAUACUAAGUUAUUAUUUUUUUCUUGGAUUCUACUAAUUGUUUUGGUGAAUUUAUUCCUGUUGUUUGCUUUAUUUAUAUGUUAUUGUGUUCGAUAUUAUAGCUAUUGCAGUCUUUGUUGUUUUUUAUAUGUGAUUAUUGUGAGCUGCUUUGAGCUCUGUUGCUGGAAAAGCAGAAUACAAGUAUUAAAUUAAAUCAAAUCAAAAAGUACAACUUGGUUUAUCUACGCAAUCUCUGAAAGAUCCAGAAUAUGAUCUUAACUAUAAUAUUCAUAUAUACUAGCCAAAUGAGGGGAGAUGUAUUCAGAUAGGUUGUUCUCAGGGGUGUGGAAAACCUUGGGAACAGAGGGCGCAAUGAGUAGCAGGAAUUGACAAAACUGAUGUGCCUUGUGCUAUUGGAAGCCCUUGUACAAGUCCAAAGUCGCCAUUAGACACAACCCUGAAUGUCUUUCACUAUCCAGAGUAGAAGAAAAUAAAUCUAUUGACAUAAAUAGCGCAAUCCAUUCUGUUAACCUGAAUUUGCCAUGAUGAAGGAAGAUCAGUUCAUGAGGCUUUGUUAGAGUUUUUGUUUUUUUUUGACUUUGUGAAAAGCAUCUGGAUAUGGUGGAAUAAAUUCAGGGGAUUUUACAAUAUAAGAAACAGAUGGCCAAGUAUUUUCUUCUGGCUGCUUUCUAAUGCCAAGGAUUUGUGGCUAGCUGAGCAAUUCACUCAAUUAUAGCUUGUGCAUACAUAUUUGAAAAAUAAUGACAAUAAAGGAAAGGAAAUUCAUAAGCCAAGUUGCUAUCUUGAAGUUGUUUUUAUCAGAAUUAUUCUUAAGCAAUUUCAGGCACAAAUCCAUAUGAUCUGCUGUGACACCCACCCAUCCCAAAGCCAUGAGUUAGUAUUUUAUGGGAAAGAAUUCUUAAGUUUCAACUAAUUUUAUUGGUAGCUUGGUCAAUUAAAAUAGUUCUACAAACUAUUUUACAAGCUUUAUUUUUUUUUAAAAAAAUGUUUGGUUUUUAACUAAUUAAUGUAGUGUUGUGAACACACCAACAUUAUUUGCUGAAUUCUUGCAUUAUUAUUUUGAUUGAAUAUGGAGGGUGUACACCCUUGGCCAAAGUAUGCCCUUUGUCCUGGCAUGUACAGCUUUCCCUAGAAAUUUGAUAUUGCUGCUGGGUGAUUUCCCCCACCUGUAGUCUGGAUAUGGAAUACUUGCUGAUACUGCUUUCUAACACAGGAAAGGAGGGGAGGAUUAUUUUUGCAUCACUUCCAUUUCUCUUUCUUCCACUCUUCUGCCUAUGUGGAGGAGUCGAGGCUUUGGGAACAACAUUCCUUCUUGUUUUUGAAAGCGUUUUGCUUGGGUAGCUUUCCGGUUUGAUACAGAUCCAAAUGGUGCUACAAAAUAGAAAGGGGUGGAAACUUUUAAUUUGAAAUGAGAGCAUGUUUCAGUUUUUAUUCCAUUAUCCAGAGUCAAUUAGUAGCAAACUGUUAACCUAACCUUGAGAAUUCAGGAUUGUAUCGAAUGCUAGUCCUACACAGUCAUGGAAGUUAAUGGGCACAACUAACAGGUUCAUUCCUUUCGAUGGGUCUGCUUUGGAAGGAACUGAGUUGGCUACAACUCUGAAAGUUUCAACAAAGUAACUUCAGCUCGUCACAAUCAUAAAAGCCCAUCGUACCUUCUUUCCCCAGUGUUUCCCCAAACUUGGGUCGCCUGCUUUUUGGGGGCACUACAACUCCCAUCAUCCCUAGCUAGCAGGACCAGUGACCAGAGAUGAUGGGAGCUGUUCAAAAACAGCGGGAGACUCAAGUUUCGGAAAGCUAGGAUGUGGCACUGCUUUGCCCGUGCUUCUCUGGGGUUUUCCUCCAGUCUGCUGAGGUGAGAAGCAGAAAGUGGUUCAGAUAGGCAGAAGCCAGGCCUGUGGAUACAGCGGUACCUCUAGAUGUGAACGGGAUCUGUUCCGGAGCCCCGUUUGCAUCUAGAAGCAAACGUAACUAGCGAUGGCACGUCUGCGCACGCAUGCGCCGCUUUUUGCCGCUUCUGCACAUGCACGUGACGACAUUUUGAGCGUCUGCGCAUGCACAAGCGGUGAAACCCAGAAGUAACACGCUCCAUUACUUCCGGGUUGCUGCAGAGCGCAACUUGAACGCGCUCAGCUCGAAGCACAUUCAACCCAAGGUAUGACUGUACUCAUUCUGGAGUCAAGGAGUAUCACCACUUAACUACCGUAUUUUUCGCUCUAUAGGACGCACCGGACCAUAGGAGGGGGAGAACAGGGGAAAAAAAUUCUCCCCCUCUCUGCUCAGCGCCACUUCAGCGAAGCAGCAGGAGCCCCUUCCAUUUCUCCUCCCACUUCGCUGAAGGGGCGCUGCGCAGAGAGGGAAAACUGUGCAGCGCCUCUCCAGCGAAGCGAAGCCUGGAAAGCAAGAGUGAUCUGUGUGCACCAACCCCUCUCGCUCUCCAGGCUUCAGGCGGCCAUCCGCAAGCCUUCGGAGCACGGCGGGAACUCCUGUCGCGCUCCGAAGGCUUGCGGAUAGCUGCCUGAAGUCCCCGGAGUGCAGCGGGAGUUCCCUGCACUCUGGGGGCUUCAGGCGGCUUCAGCGAAAAGCAACGCGAAGCCUCCGGAGCAUGGGGGGAGCUCUCCCUCUGUGCUUUGGAGGCUUCGCAUUGCUAUUGCUGGAGCCAAGGAGCCUGCAUUCGCUCCAUAGGAUGCACACACACUUCCCCUUCAUUUUUUGAGGGGGAAAAGUGCAUUCUAUAGAGUGAAAAAUACGGUACUUCCUCGUCCACAUGGCCAGAUUGACCAAUUCCAGUCUAUUCUGUGAGUCAGCCUAAGAGCAAUUGAAAUAGGUAAAUGCUUCCUAUGGUCAGUCUUCAAUACUGUGCUUCAUACAGAACUGAAAAAGGCUUUGUAGAAAAUGCACAGCCGUGCAGUUUGUUUCUUUGUAAAGUGUUGGUACACAAAGUUGUUGGACUGUUUCAACACAUGGUUAAUGUCCUUAAACCUGAUAACUGUGUUUGUCUUUCUCUCACAGUACUUCUAAAAUCUAGGGAAGCUUUCUAGGAUUCCCCCCCUUUCACAUGCCACAUUUGUAGUUCAUGGCUUUUCUUUCUUAGCCAGAGGCUAUGUACAAAAACGGGACCUGAAUGGCUGUAUCACGUGAGGCUGCAACUUGGGUUGCAGCCGUUGUGCCUUCAGCUGAGUCAGGGGGAGAAUGCUGAUUUUCUGCUCCCCUUGGGUUUGUCGGUGCUUCUUGUCAAGGGAGAUAGCUAUGGUAUGUAGAUGGCUGAAUUAAAAAUUACCCCCCCCCCCCCCAAAUAAUGCAUAUCAGAAAGUUGCACUUGCAGGUUGCUUACCAUGAAAUCACAGAAGAAUAAUCAAUGCCUUGCUUAGUUUUUUUGCUUCUCAGUUUAAAAGGGAGAAACGGGUAAGGCAGUACCACUUAGUAAGCAGUCUUUCUUUAAUGAGAUGGUAGCUUCUGAAUUUUAUGUAGUGUACCUUUCCUUUUGCUCUUGGGGAACCAAAGAGCAUUAACAUGCUGCCCGACAUAUUUAGGAUAUAUUCUUGCUUUCAUGCACCAGAAGCACUCACAUUACUCCCAGGUAAGCGUGCAUAGGACUGCAGCCUUAAUGCCCCUAACUACAUCCUUCAGGUUUUCAUAUACCAUUGUAUACUUAAAUAGCAGAAUUGUAGAAAUAGUAAAUCAGGAAUCACAAAAUUGGGCUUUGAGCCAUUUGCUGUUAAAGCAUAUCUUCCUUCUCCCUGAACAAAGUGAAUGUCUUGGGGCUAAAGUAAGUUGGUCAUUUUAGUUUGGCUUGGGCAGUUGGGCAGGGAAGGUAUAUUCUCAUUGUCUUCCCCCUUCCAGAAUGUUCUGUGAACCAAAGUAAAUGGGUUGGCAAGACUGUUAGGGAAGAACAAAAGCAUACUCCUUGCAAGAAAUUGGGUCACCACCAGCUUUAGUUCCCACCUUAGCUGUGACUGCAAAUAUGCCCCUUUAUUCUCUCCCAUGACUGACAUUUAUAGGGGGAAGGAAAAGUGGGAGAUUAAACUUACUCAGUUUCUGAUGCUAUGUGCCUAUCCUGCUGAAUAGGACCCUGCAUGUGUGAAUGAAACUAAAAGGCUUUGUUUGGACAUAAACUCAAGUUUAUUACAAGAACAAGCUGCACCAAAGCCUUGAACUUGUGCAUUUGCUUCCCUCCUCCGGCAUGGCCACAAGGAGGAGAUCAGAAGCUUUCACUUCCGUUUUUUGCUUAAUCACAGCUUGUUGCAAUUAAUCAAACCUUGAUUUAUCACAACAAUGGUUUGCUGAAACAACCCAAUUUUGAACUAUAGGCUAUUAAGCUGAUUUAAAAUAAUAAUAAUAAAUAAAUAAUGAAAAAAUUAACCACAGUUGUUUCAGAAUAAGGCUAAACUGUGGUUAAUCAAAAAGCAGAAGUGAAAGCUUCUGAUAUUCUUGCAGUGACACAAAAGGAGGGUGCAUGAGUGUGAGGCUCAUUCUGGCUCAUUCUCCUAAUUCUAAAUGAUAGCUUAUUGUUACGUUCAAACACAGCUAAUGUAUCGUCCUAAGUAGGAAUCAUUGCAAUAUAUGGGUGCUCUCCCCCCCCCCCACAGCACAGCCAUGGCACUAUAAUAAAAAGGAAUUUUGCUAGUUACAUGAUGAUGAUUAUAUUUGAUUUGUAUCACACACACUCUCAUGGGCUCAGCAUUUUUUAUUAAUGUUAGUAUUCCUGCACCCUAGGGAUAUACAAUUUAUGGCAGUAUGUAAUAAAUAUAAAAAUGUGUGAGAUUAACACAGAAUGCAUUAGUUGUUUACAACUGAUUGUACUUCUGUUCUACACACUGAUUUAACUGCAGCAAAUUUUCCCCAGGAAUACCGUGAACUGCAGUUCUGUGAGGCUACUGAGCCUUCUCUGUUAAAGAUCCUUAGUCUUCAGUAUGCAGAAUCAUAAUGUAAUUAUUAUGCUAUUAGUCAGAUGUAAUAGCAUCCCUUAGGUAGAAAAAGUGCCACAACUACUGCAGUUGAGACAUUAAUUGUCUCAGGAUAUUUAAUUGUGUCACAACACACACACAGUAUUCAAAAUAGGCAGAAAGCUGAGCUAGUUUACAAAUUUCAGACAGGUAAUUUGAAGGCUUAGUCUUAGAAGGAAAAGAAUUUAUCCUGUGCUGAAAGUAAAAAAAUCUGUGAAUUCUUUUGAUCUCUCUCAUGUGAAAAACAGAUCCAACAAUACUUCUUUGGUUUCUUCCUAUCUUAUGGUGGGAAGAAAAGGAGAACAGGGAAGCCCAAGAAUCCGUCCAGGUGUAAGAAGUACUGGAAGUUAUUUCAAUUGGCUGUAACAAAAGGAGUAGAGUGGAAAUCAUUGAAAACUGGUUCACACCAGCAAUUCUUCGUGCACUAUUAACUGUUCAGAUCUAGUCACAAAAGAUUAUUCUGAGGAGAAAAGGUUUAGUGAACCCUGGAAAUUGGAUUUGAUUUAUGCCAGAAAAUCUGCCUUUUCACUGCUUGAGAUUUUCUAUGGAAGAAAGCCACAGCCUUUUACCAAACGGUUUCUAAGGAAACAUCUUAUAGCAGAGCAUCUAAAAACAAUUUGGUUGUUAAUGAGAAAUAGUUCUCACAACGGUGGGAAAGUGCUGAGUGAAAGAAAAGGCUUCAAGAUUUUGGCACUUUCUCCAUAAAGACAUUUAAAUAAAAGUGUGCUGUGCUGUAGCACAGCUUAUGAAAUUUCCUGCAUAGAAGGGACUUUAAUCACCUGGCUUUCAGGGCUCUGUGCUCUGGUUUCACAUCCUCCCCUCUUUACUGCAGGCAAACACUUUAAAGUGAGCUGCAGAAAUACCUUUUAAAUUUUUUAUUUAAAGCAAGGUAGACACUUAGAAAUUUGUCAUUCCAUUGAUAUAUAAUUUUACGGUAUUACUAAAAAAAAAAAAAAGUGGUGUUAUGAGCCAUCAAACCUUGGAAAUACACUUUUCCCGAAAGGUUUCUACAAUUUUGGCCACUAGUGUAUUAUGCAGCAUGCUCUGAAAUACUCUGUUACUGGAGUGAGUGCUGUCUGUCAGGUUCAGUCUGGUCUUCACCCAAGAGCCUCCUGUUGUGAGAAUGGCUGUCUGUUGGGGCUAGCCUCCCUCUUUCCAUCCUAUUGGUUUUCUCUGCCCAGACUAUAAAUGUUUCUAGGUCUUUGUCUAGGUCAUUCUGUCCUGGGGUUGACCCUCCCAUAUUACAUUUGUUUGGACCUGCUUACUAGCAUCUGCAUAGGGGACCUUUUUUAGCCCAAGGUCCCAUUCUGGCCCAAGCUCCAGGGACCACAAUGGCACUGGUGAGCAGGGCAAGCAGAGCAACUCCUGUCCUCCAUGCAAGCAAGCAAGAAGCACAAGUUCAAGCACUCAUUCUAGCCGGGCAUAAAGGAGACUGCAAAGCAGAGCCAGUAAGGUAUGGCCUGGGGAGAGUCCGAAGGGCCAGACAGAGAGGGCUCAAAGGCUGCGUUCGGCCCCUGGGGCUGAGGUUCCCCAUUCACGGCUUAGGCCAUCAAGUGGGAUCUGCCUCGUUCUCCAUCUGAAUCCUGCUUGGAUUUGAACUGAGCCCUCUGCCUGAUCAGCUGUCUAGUGAUGCUACUCUCAGAAACACUGUUAAUACACGGGAGCAUGGUUCCUGCUGUUACGUAGCCAUAGGGCAUCCCUGUAGCUGUCACUCAUAAACAUUUCCUUAGACUUGCUGUGGUGGGAUGCUGAGAAGCCACUUGGGGAACUGAAAAAAGAAGGAAGGGUAGAUUAACUGAUCAGAUGUCCUACAUCAGAGACAUGUAGAAGGGUGUACUAGCCUCUGAAGCAAUAAUUACAUUGUGGAAAAUGCAUUCCGAAGUAAUUUUGGUGCCAAAAAUAAAACAGAGCACCCUACGUCCAAGUAUGUAAUUAUGCACUAACCAUAGCUAAGGUAUUAUCUUCAUCCUAAAUGCUAAUGUUUACAGCUUCUUUAUGUAUGCCCCGGGUCCACCCCCCUUAGUCUUUCAGUUUUUCUCAUUCUGUUAUUAUUUCUGCUUUUUAACAGUCUUGGGUGCCAAAUGAAAAAUUCAAAAGUAAAAGGUGUGUUGGAAAUGAAACGUCCGACUUUCUAUCAGGAUUGUUUGAUUAGUGGGAUGCCUCUGAGAAUGUUUAAGACAAAUAUUUUGAGAACUAGUUGUACAUAUACAAAGUUGUAUGUUUUUGGGAAGGCUGAAGCUCAGGGGUAGAGUAUCUGCUUUGCCUGCAGAAGCUUACAAGUUCAAUCCCCAGCAUCUUCAGCUGGGAAGGACACCUUGUCUGAAACCCUGGAGGGCCACUGCCUGUGAGUGUAGACCAGUGAUGGCCAAACUUGGCCCCCCAGCUGUUUAUGGACUACAACUCCCAUCGUCCCUAGCUAACAGGACCAGUGGUCAGGGAUGAUGUGAAUUGUAGUCCCAAAAGAGCUGGAGGGCCAAGUUUGGCCAUCACUGGUGUAGACAGUAUCUAAGGUAGAUGGACCAACUGUCUGAAUUUGUAAAAGACAAGCUGCUUGUGUUCCUGUAUGAGCUUGUCUUCUUGGAAGUUGGCAUAAUGUAUUAGCAAGACCCUUCUGGUGUAAUUAAUUUCUAAAUAUCAGAACUCACACAUGGUCACUAUUUCCUAAAAGAAUUAACUUUAGUGCAUUGGUUUGCUGUAAGGAUAGUCUGUACAAGGAUUUAAAGAAAGAGAAGCAUGCUGAAUGUUUCAUGGUUGCUUGUGUUUUUUUAAAGCUGUGUUACAUGAUUGUACAGAUGUAAUUGUACUUUAAUUGUUUUUUAUCAAAAAAAUAACAUGAAGUUGCCUGAUUCUUUUAUGCAAGACUUGCUUUGGAAAUGAUACAUAUCUUAAGCGAAACAGUGGAACUGAAAGGCCUAUCCUGGUUUAGUUAAAACAUUCCCACGAUGUAGUCCAAAUGUUGAGUAACUCCAUAGAAAUGAAAGACUGGAUGUCAAAAUAAAUUAGUAUGUGUAUGCUAUUGUGGAUCAGCUUUCCACUUUAUGGCCACAUCCUGCAAGGACUCUUCUCAGUUUUAACUAGAGCUAAAGACACAAGAUGGUUUUACUCACGGUUAAUGAGUUCUGUAUAACUACCUAUAGGUUUCCUUAGCACACAUCCUGUUUUUAUGGGAACAACAUUUCAGAGGAUAUAGAUAAAGGUUGUAAAUAUUUGGGGUGUCAUUCCGAAUUGUACGGUAGGAAGCUCAACAGUUAAAAGCUUCUAAGCCUUUUUGCCAGGAAAUUAAUUCAGAGGGCUAAAAAACAGUAAUAGGAUAUUCUCAGCAGAGGCAAAAUACAUGAAUAAAAGAUAAACAUAACUCUGAAAAACUUAAGAGCAGUCCCUUUGUUUAUAUAAUGUGAUGAUGAUGAUAUUGUAUAACUGCCUAAGAGUCAAUAACAUAAAACCUUUUUACUUAUCAUCUCUGUGGAUUUUAUCCAAUAAUAGUCCUCACCCAUUGAAAUUAAAGGACAUCACUAAUUUAGCACACUUUAGCAAUUUGGUCUAUUCUGGGUUUUUCUUAGCUGGAUACCACUUUUGUUCAACAUUCAGAGCGUUGUGCAGUCUUCUUGAGGUCUCCAUCCAGAACUAUACACGGAACAGAAAGUGUGCAGCCAGAUUAGGGAGGAAAGGUGAUUGUUGCAGAUGUAGCUGCUUUCACAAUUUACCAUAAUUAUAUUAAGUUUUAAAACCAUUGGCUUGAAAGAAAAGGGAGAUCAAGAAUGAGAUUGUGAUUCCUUAGUACAUUUGCAAAUUAGUAAGAAUUAUAGCACAUGUCUACUUAGAACACUGAGUUCAAUUGGGCUUACUCCUAGGUAAGUGCAUACAGUACAGGAUUUCAACUUUAAAAAUAACUGUUCAUGAGGUGAAGAAAAGCCAGAGACAUUCAAUGCCAUUGGGUAGAAAUGUAUUUUGUAGACUGAUGACACAGGUUUGCUAGCCUCUGCCUUAGAAAUAUGGUCUUCAUCUAUGUCUCAAAUUUUGGGUGGACAUCUUUGGAUAAGCAUCUUGGACCCUGGUCCAGGUCUGAAAGGUCAAAUACUUGUGAAUUCCAGUAAUACCUUGUACUGAACCUCUAUGGAAAGAAGAAAGAGACUAUUACUCUCAGGCAAGCUAGUUUGAUAAUGGGGUGGGUGGGAGCAUUGUUUAUUUACAUUUUGCUCUGUUGAUUGUUAUAGUUAUAUAUUAACAUUUAAUAAAAAUCAUAGCUAUUUGCUCACAGAAAUCACUUUAAAAGCUGUGAGAAGGAAAAGACUCCAGAAAUAAAGCUUUUCUCCUCUUGCAUUAAUCAGGCGUGGUUUGGAUAAAGGCUGGAAACCUGGCAGCCUACAGGCAGAAUUCAAUCCUCAGAAGGCUGUCAGCUGGUCCCUGCGGUGGGGUUCAGGAUUCAGAGGCCAUCCUCCCCCUCGCCCCAUACUGCCAUUGCUGCAACUUUUCAAUUAAGGUUUGGUGGCAAUUAUGUAAUUUUCCAGUCUGUGUCUGCUGGCUGGUAUAUUAAUUGUUAAUUUGGAAGGGAGGUGAGGAGGAACUAUCUGCCAUCUGCAAUAUUUAAUUUUUGGCUAGGUGAUCCUCAGGGUCCUUCCAGCUCUACAAAUCUACGAUUUGUUCAUUUGUUCUAUGAUUUGUAUGGAUUUCACCAGAAGUGAAGCUGCUCCUGAAGGUUUUCAGAAAGAGGCAGGUUCAUUUGUUUGUUUGUUUGUUUGCCUGUUUCAUGAAAUUCUGCUGCAGCUUCCUGCAAAUGUGGCUGUCUGUAAAUAUGAUAUCUGGAGUUACUAGCCAGUUCCUUCAAGCAUACUUAACACACCCAAAGAGCAGUGUUAACCAAGGAUCCAGGUUCUUUCGCAUACAGGAGUGGGCUUUUGUAGAAGAUCUGUGUGCCCUAAAUUUUCUUACUGGACUCUAUUAUGCACGAAAGGGGUCUGAGCCCAUUUGCAAGACCUCUGAAUGAACUCCAUUCAUUUGGUGUGCUUGGAAGUGGCCAUUCAGACACACAGAGACACAAUAGCUACAACCUAAUUUCCUUGGCACCGACACCAGCUUAUUAAAAGGGAAGAGUUUGUUAUGGAAAAAAAAGUGUAGUAGCUUUUCUAUGGUAGUUAUAUAAUUCAACAUUCCAUUAAUAUCUCCAUGGUGUAAUUAUAUAAGCACAUUCAUUUCCUUAGAUGUCUGUAGUGUGUUGGUUCUGGAUACUUCCUAACUUCCUUGGUAACAUUUAAAUACAGUUGUAGCAUGUAUCAUUAUAUAGAAAUACAAUUUGUGCAUUUUAAUAUGGAACACAUCCUGUCAGUGUUGAAUUUACUAUUUUCCUGGCAAUCAUUCUUAAGUUGUCAUUGCAAGUAGUCAUGAUAAAUAAUGACAUGAAGGCACAGUUGGCUAGAUUGUUCAGAAUGUAAUAAAAUAAAUUACCAAAAUGUAAGGCUAACCUGUACAAAUAUUUAAUUGCUUAGAAUGUAUCAUAUUGAUUGCCACUUCAGCACUUGAACGAGGGCUAUGACCUUAGUGUUGGAAUUCCAGGAAGGCAUGCUAGAAUAAAUAGUGUAAGGGUAGAAAAAUGGUAAGUAAUUAAAUCUAAGGACCAUGUAAUUAGGAAGCAACACUAUCCCAAGGAGGUCUCGGGCUAGCAAGGUCUCUCCUGCUAACUCCAGUGUUGAGGGUAGUUUUGUGUGCACAAUGGAUUCAAAGUGUAUGUGUGUGUUAUGGGUGGGACCAGUUGUGAAGUUGCUCCAUCCAUCUCUAUGGGGGAAGUUCCAAAGUCUGGGAGGAGCCACCAAGAAGACCCUGUUCCAUGGCCAUAUCAAACAUGUCUGUGAGGGUGGCGGGACUGAGAGAAGGGCCUUCCCCAAAGAUCUCAAAAAUCGGGCAAGUUUCCCUAAGGGGAUGUGGUUUUUCAAAUAGCUUGGACCUAAGCUGUUUAGGGCUUUAUAGGUCAUAACCACCACUUUAAAUAUUGUCCGGAAACGGACCAGUAGCCAGGGAGCUGUUGUAACAAGAGAGUUGUAUGCUCCCUUGCAUUUGUAUAUCUGUGCAUUUGUUUUAAGACGUUUAGGGAAGUUUUUAAUAUUUAAUUCUGUAUUGUUUUUAACACUCGAUUAGGAGCUGCCCAGAGUGUCUGGGGAAACUCAGCCAGAUGGACAGGGUAUAAAUAAUAAAUAAUAAUAAUAAUAAUAAUAAUUAUUACUAUUACUACACUGGUUAAAGGGAAGAAAACAAGUUUUUAAAAAGACAUAUGAGUAAACUAUCUAGUUGAGAUAUCUCAUUUGCCCUCACUGCAGUAUUUUACUUUUCAGCCUGUGGGAGGAGAGGGGAGAUUACUUAAUGAAAACUACAGAUGACUAAAAGCAUUGUUAAUACAGAGAAGGGUCAGGAAGCUAUACAGAGUGAACUAAACAAUCUCAGGAACUGGGGCAGUAGAACAAAAUGUACUAAGGUUAUGAGAACAAAAUUAACCCACGUGACCAUCUCUCUGGGCUCGUUCAAAUGGCAGAAAAUAUCUACAUGAUGGUGUAUGUGGAAAAUGAUCAUGGGGAGAAUGAUGUUUGAACUGGGCAGGGCACAUGGUGAGCAACCAGCCAUAGGCUCGAUUGUAGCUGCUGCUGGGAAGAAUGGAAGAGCCUUCACAGUAUGUGGUAUUUUUCUAUCACAUUCAAGGGUGCAAGAUUGCAUGGAGAAAUUCAGAAGCGCAUGCGCAAGUUUUAGCAUGAACUGAAAAAUAUAUAAGGCCCCACAGAACUAGCAUAUCAAAUGGGUGAGCUUGGAAACUUAGUGUAGAGUUGACUGAAGGCUGAGAGUUGAGUGGGCUCUUCCUCAAGUUGUUGUGCUGGUAGGCAGAUGGGCGGUAGGCAGGAAAAAACAGAUACUCAGAAAUUAUGAGAUAAACGCAGGCCCUGCUGUACCCGCAAGGGUACAUGUUCUUUAUCUUGCAGUCCACCUGCUAAUUGCUCUUCCGGCUAACCAUUUCCUCUCCUGUUGGCAUGUGUACUGUGCAAUAUGCUUGCAUAUUGUCACCUUACCACCAUGCAUCUAGGCUGCCAGGAACGUCAUUCCCUAUUCAGAACCCUUAAAAUCACUUGCAUUCUUGGGUUUGCAAACAAUGUUUUCCUGCUCUUAAGAACCAGAGAAUUGUAUGUGUUUUGCAAUCAAUGCUUUAUGUUUUAAAAAUACAAGUUUCUAGCUCUUAUGAUUGCAGAAGAGAGGUUCAAAAUGUCACAAUGACUUUCAGUUCCUUUUGUUUUUCCUUCCUUUGUUGACAGUUCUCAGCUGUUUGAAAACAUGAAUAAUGAAAAAAGCAUAAGUUUUGCAGAACUAACAAAAUGGACGCACAUCUGUGCAACAGAACUUGGAUUUUUGGAAGGCAGAAGAAAACCUUAAAAACAGCACAUGAGUUGAAUUGGAUACUUGCUACUAUAAUUUCAUUUGCACUGUUGUUGGAAAUGAAUUGACCGUGGCUCCUAGCCUGCCUGUGUGCUUGCCCGCUCCACUUUAGAGGCAUGGGGUAUGUGUAGGUUUUUCUGGUAAAAAAGGUGUAACCCUACCCUCACUAGUUUUCUCUGUGCACUAUAGAUAGAUUCUUUGAAUGAAACCAUGCCUUCCCACAACUUGCUCACACUUCUAAACUUUCUAGGUUUGUAGCGUUGUGGAAAACCAGACACUUUCAGUCUUUCUCAUAUUGGAGUGGUUCAUACAGGCAUGUUAAUCAUCAGGUGGUGAUUUGUGUGUGUAAAUGGAUUGUCCACAGGCCCAAAACUAUAGAUGGAACUGUCAUGUCCGUCCGUGCAGCCCUGUUCAGGGAAGUUUUUAAUGUGUGACAUUUUGAUAUAUUUUUAAUCUUUGUUGGAAGCCGCCCAGAGUGGCUGGCGAAACCCAGCCAGAUGGGCGGGCUACAAAUAAUAAAUUAUUAUUAUUAUUAUAAUGUCACCUCAUUGGAAUCUGUUGAAACACGCAGCUGCCAAUCAUCAACAGAUGAGCAAUUCAAAUGACUUUUGCCCAGCGCAUAUCACAAUUGCAGCAUAGUUUGCCACAGAGAAAGCAAACCGCAUGUUUCCUUCCUGCGUGGAAAGCAAAGGCCGGCAGAAGCCAUUGGGGAUGGGUUGAGUUUAUCUAUCAGAUCAGUCAAACUCAAAACUCUGUUGGAUCCCUUUCACACAAACGUCUCACAUGGAAAGGCACAUCACGGGGUAUGCCUUCUUAGCAGAAGCUGAGUUUUCAGUGUAGGAUGCAAAGAAAGUCAUACAUCAAUACUACUAGAUUUCAUCUAGUAAUGAGGCACCUUAGACCUGUUUUGACUGACAACAUUCCACACUGCAAGCACAAUCCAUGUAAAAUAAAUUAUUUCACACUUCCCAAUGAAACCUGGAAACCACAGACAGGAAGCUAGACAGCUUUCAUAGAGAAUCGUCAGUUCCCUUGCAAAAAUUGCAGGUUGUGAAGUGUGCUGUAACUUAACAGCGGUGGUGACAGAUGUGCCCAAAAUAAUGAAAUAUAGGAUUUUAUCCCUGGGUAUCAAUUUUUAACUUGAUCUGUUUUCAUUUUAUUUUCAUCUCACUUGUUAUAUGUUGCUUCCCAGCGAUGUGGGCUUUUCCAGAUUUUGUUGUGUUGGAAAAAAUUCUGGAAUUGAGGUAAUUGGCAUGGGGGGGGGGGGGAGAGGAAUCAGUGGCACCAGAAAAUCUUAUACGAGUGAUCUGGUUUUUCAUGUUUACAUUUACUUGCAUUUAGUAAACAAAGCUAAAAACUCUCAAACUGCCAGGCUUGCCUAACAGUUAUUUGCAGUUGGCCUCCUUUCAUUCUUGCUGAUGGACAUAUGCAAUGGAAGAUUUUCAGUGGGAAAAGAAAACACUGAAAAUACCCCACGUCACUGUUGCAGUCCUAUUUGAAAUACAAAAAAAGGAUUCAUAAAAUAAUGGAAAUUUUGCCUUUUGUGUUUUCAAGGAACAUCCCAUUAUGGUGGCUACUCCCAUGAUGCUGUGGUGUAUGCACUUCAGAAAUGUGGCAUUCGUCAUAUUGACACGGCAAAGAGAUAUGGCUGUGAAUCGCUCCUGCAGGAGGCCAUCAAGGAAAGUGGUGUAAAACGGGAGGAUCUCUGGAUAACUACCAAGCUCUGGCAUACAGACUAUGGCUACGAGAACGCUAAACAAGCCUGCUUAGAGUCCUGCAAGAGACUUGGUGUUGAGUAUCUAGGUAUGGCAUUUCUCCCCCUAAUUCUCUUUGCAGUAUCCUGUUAGGAAAUCUGGAUUAAUAUUUAGCACGUGCAUUGCUUGCCCGGCUGGUGUCCUUGCAGCAAAAUGCUUUUACCAAACCUCUUAUAUUAAACUUAGGCUUUUCAUCAUGGAGAUGUUUCUUAGUCAUGGAAAAGAGCUUAGGAGUGGGCUGUGGGAUCAUGCACUGGUUCUUCACAGCCUCUCAAAGCUAAUUCUUCAUGUGUCCCUUAACUGUAAAUAUGCUUGAGAAGCAUUAGUGAUAGGCAGUGCUAUUUUUCUAGGAAAAGAGGUGCUGAAACUCACCGUGAAUGCCUUCCUUGUUCUCUUAGAAUGGCAGUGGUGCCCACCUGAGAGGUGCCAGAAUGGUGUUCCAGUGAGUUCCAGCUGAAAAAAGCCCUGGUGAUGGGUAAGACUAACCUGAUUCCCACCUUAACCAGCUCUUGAAGACAGCUAAGUGGGGAACCCGCUUAGCCUUAACCAUUGUUGACAUCAAUGGUUGAGGCAGAAGGGAAGAAUUCAGUCUGGAGGAAUGUGUGUUGUGUGUCCAGUACCCAAUCCCUUUACCAUGGUUAAGAUAUUGCCCCGGUUACAUCAGCACUGGCUCCUAGUAAGAAAACUAGCAGUGUGUCAUGACCCAGAAUCCCGACACUUGUGUUUGUCUGCAAUGCUGUUGCAAUAGCUCUGCAGAACUAAGUUCACAAUGACACAGCACCUCCUCUUGUUACUUCCUUAAAUUUUGUUGCUGCUCUUUGAACACUUGCAUUUUGUUUGGGGGAUUUCUUCAAAGAUGCCUCAUCAUCUUUGGAUCUGCUGCUUCAGAAGUAUUUCCAUGCAAAAAUAUAUCCCCCCCACCCCGGAUGGCAGAGGUUGUCCUUGAGCCAGCUGCCCAAUAGAACCUUAAGGAGCAUGUGCCUUGAUACCUGGUUUAAAACAGAGGCAGCCAAUGUGAUGUGGCUUGACUGCAACUCCCAGUGCCCCUGACUAUUGGCCAUACUGGCUGGAGCUGAUUGGAGAUGUAGUCUAGCAACAUUUCUGCUUGCACUUUCCCAGUUAAGGAUGAGCUGGUUUCCUCCCAUCACCAUUGCUUCAGGAGAAGUUACAGAUGGCCACUUAACUUGUUCAUGAGUGUUUCAAAGUACAGUGUUCUUAAUUACUCUGUCCAACAAUUGUGACCUACCUGCCACAGUAAAACUGUUUUCUGCUGAUUUGCAGUUCACAUAAUCAUGUCCUCCAUAGUGGUUUUUAUACUACAGAAACUCUUCCUCUUUCACUCUGUGGGACUUGGUGCUGUUGCAUCCCAUGGUAGUUCAGAGUCAUCUCGAAAUAACUUGCCUUGCCAAUCUCCCAUCUCGGGCAACACAAGAGGCAAAAGCUACUGAGAAAUUCUCCCCAAGUCCCAUUAGGAUGAAUAGGAGCUGUAUAAAGAGAUGUUUAUCCUCACUCGCUGUGCAAUAUGAACUGUGACUUAUGCACCCCAAUGGCUUUGUAGAUAGUGAGGGGGUGCCACCUGCCCUUAGUUUGGAUGCAUGAGUGAGGUGCAUUAAGGCAUUACUUCAUGCAAGCUCAAAUAAGGUGCAUGAUAAGUAUUGAGGCACAGGGUGCCUUUAAAAAGCAGCUUCCCUCCCACUCAUAUUGUAGCCCACUUCAAGCUGGGCUGCAUUUUUUAAUGGGACUUUCAACUCGCCUUGCUUCCUCCCUUCCUGCUAGAUCCCUUCCACUCCUAUUCUUAUUUUGGGAAAUGGAGGAGAAGUAGUUGGCAGCAGAGGACUUGAGAAUGGAUUAGGAGUGCCUCUGCAGGGACUCUCCUUGGCAGCACAUGACACACGGUGCGCCUGAUUUCUGACUACAAACCACAUGAUCCUUGGCAGCCAAGGAGAGACUUCCAAGGCGGAGGACUUUCAGGGGCAAUUGGAGCAGGUGGGGGUAUCUGCAGAAAUUGGAUUAAAAACAAACAAACAAACAAACAAACAAACAAACAAACAAACAAACACCAAAUCUCCAAUCAUUUGAAUUGUAAGAUCUCAAGAAUUCAUUUGCUUACCUGUUAAUUAUCAUAAUGCACAAUCUACCAGGGGAUAAUUCCUGAGCUAAAACGAGUGUCCACUUCAGCAAAUUGGCAGCCUCCAGUUGUACAUUUGUGCAGAAACCUUUUGAUCUCGGUGGGGUUUGGAACUGGGAUCAUUUCCAAAUUGUUGGUACAAAAUGGCAGGCUGCACUAAGAUGUCUCCUGUCUAACAUUGAGCUGCUGUGACACCUGGGCCCAUGCUGACUUUUGCAGGUUUUCUCAUUUCCUGAUUUUGCAUUUGAGUUUUUCUAAAGAACUGUGACUGCAUGCAAAAGCCAUCUGCAGGUUUUGUGUCCAACUCACGACCAAUUACAGUGUCUUGUAUUUAGCUGUGGAACAGGGCUUUAACAGAUACAUUCCACUCAUUACAUUGUGUGUGUGUGUGUGUGUGUGUGUGUGGACUAUGAUUUUCACUUUUUCCGUAUAAGAGUUAUGUUCUGAUGGUGAGCAUCCUAACUGAAUCAAUAUGAAAUUGCAGAAAUAUAAAAUCUCUGGCUUUGGCUUUAGAGGCUGCAUACAUUGGGAUUUGUUUGGAAAGUUCAUUGCAGAUAACUCUCCAUCACUCUGACUAUGGUCAGUGCUUUGCUGAAUGUAUAAUCUGUUUUAUUCUCUCCCAUGUGUGUUUUGACUCACUUUCUGGUCUUUGUUAACAGCUUCCCUUUUACUCUGUUGGGAAUUCGGAUGGAAUUGCAAAUAUUAGUUCCACUCACAAGCAUGCUGGUGACUGCUAACGAUGCAAAGUCAGCCUUGCAUUUUGAAUGGAACUUUUUCUUCUAAGCUUUUACGACUCCCGGGAAACGCACAACAACAGAAAAUUAAUGAGAUGGCCAUUGACUUGCAAUAGCAGAAUUGGCUGUAUAUCAAAAUACCGUAUCAAAAUACUGUAUACAUUGAGAUGUGUUAGGUUAUUUUGUGUUUUUGGCAUUUGGUUCUGAUUUGCCACCAUGUAACAUUAAUUUGAUCGCCUGUAGUGAGCAGAAGAAGCGUGUCUGAAUAAUGUUGGCUUCCUUCUCACUUUUUGGUGCAUAGCUGUUGUGUUGGGCUAAAAGCUACAGUACUUGCACAGUGAAAUAGCAUUUUUAUUCUGCUGCAUAUAAUACUGAGUCCAGGAAACACUUGAAUCUUAAAGCUUAGUUUCAAAUAUAUAUAUAUAUUUUAAAAAACCACCCUGAAUGCUGGGGUUGAAAACAUGUAGAUAUGAUCCUUCUAAGGCUUGAUUUCAGUAGGAGAGGUAAACAUAAUUCCUACUGGGAUCAGUGGGACUUACAGUUCAAUCCGACGUGCAUUUACUUGGAAAUAAGUUCCACUGAGUUCAGUGGAUCAUAUUGCCACAUAUGCAUAAGUAUUGCAAAGUCGAGAAUUGCUUAACUUUGUAUAGAAUCAUGGUUUCCUUUUAAGGAUUUUGGUUGGUUUGUAUAUUUAUUUACUGUAUUUUUAUCCUGCUUUUCAGACAAUUAUUGCUCCGCAGAGGAUAACCCACCUUUCAGGCUUUCAAAAGUGGCUUGCAGUUGAAAUAAUACCUAAAAGGCAGCAUUAAGAAGAACAAACAGAACAACAUAGUGAACCCCAAAGGGCAACAAAAACAGCAUAUUAACCUGCAGCAGGACUCUUUUCAAAGCCUGUUCAUAGCAUAAAGCAGAAUUGAAAUUAUUAUUUUGGUCAGUGGUGCUAGAGCCAAUUCUCAGUUGACUUCCUGUACUCGGGUGUGCAUCCCUUAGCUGUCCCUUAGCUGCUGUCAAGUCUGAACAGUAGCUGCGUGCAUUUUUUUAAUGUGCUCCCCUUUUAUUUUAACAGUGGGUUCGCUUAUAUUUGAAUUAUUUCUAAAGAGGAGCGCGGACACAGAUAUCCACACCAUUCAUUCUUGAUGGAAUGUAUGCAUAUGUCAUAAUUGCUAGACAUAUGACAGGGCAAAAAGUCAAGAGAAGUGGCCCCUCCUUUUUUUUUAAAGACAAAAAAAUAUAUUUUUAAUGCUGUUUGCUGAGGUUGCACAUUAAGCCACUCCAAAUGAUGACUAAGCAUUUGCUCACACUACUGCAGUGUCAGCAGCAGAACAGGAUUCCAUUCACUCCUCAGCUCAGUCCAUCCAUUUGUGCAUGUGUCUUAUUGCUAUUAAAAGCAUGAUGGAACUCCUCCACCAGCUCUCAUGUGACUAAUGGGCUGUUUUUCCUGUCUGGCGGUAAAGGGGGUAUUAUGAACUUUGCCCAUAAGAAACAAUGCACUGAAAAUCUCUGGUCAUCUCAUUUGGGCCUCUGUGAUCACGUGGGUAGAGGACUAGAUUUGGACCUUGAGUUCACCUGUAAAUUGGGUAGGUGGCUUUGGUCAACCCUCAGACCUUCACCAGUGAAAAGAGAAAAAUAAUAACGAUUUGCUCAUAGCUGUUAGGGUGAGCAAGGUGUAAGACUUGUUAAACACUCUCCUAUUUAUUAAUUUGAAAAGCCAGUUCCCGACAUUCCAUAACACGCUCCUGAUGUUUUGCCAUGCAUUAGAAUCAUAGAAUCAUAGAGUUGGAAGAGACCACAAGGGCCAUCGAGUCCAACCCCCUGCCAAGCAGGAAACACCAUCAGAGCACUCCUGACAUAUGGUUGUCAAGCCUCUGCUUAAAGACCUCCAAAGAAGGAGACUCCACCACACUCCUUGGCAGCAAAUUCCACUGUCGAACAGCUCUUACUGUCAGGAAGUUCUUCCUAAUGUUUAGGUGGAAUCUUCUUUCUUGUAGUUUGGAUCCAUUGCUCCGUGUCCGCUUCUCUGGAGCAGCAGAAAACAACCUUUCUCCCUCCUCUAUGUGACAUCCUUUUAUAUAUUUGAACAUGGCUAUCAUAUCACCCCUUAACCCUUAACCUCUUCUUCUCCAGGCUAAACAUGCCCAGCUCCCUUAGCCGUUCCUCAUAAGGCAUCGUUUCCAGGCCUUUGACCAUUUUAGUUGCCCUCCUCUGGACACGUUCCAGUUUGUCAGUGUCCUUCUUGAACUAUGGUGCCCAGAACUGGACACAGUACUCCAGGUGAGGUCUGACCAGAGCAGAAUACAGUGGCACUAUUACUUCCCUUGAUCUAGAUACUAUACUCCUAUUGAUGCAGCCCAGAAUUGCAUUGGCUUUUUUAGCUGCCGUGUCACACUGUUGGCUCAUGUCAAGUUUGUGGUCAACCAAGACUCCUAGAUCCUUUUCACAUGUACUGCUCUCAAGCCAGGUGUCACCCAUCUUGUAUUUGUGCCUCUCAUUUUUUUGCCCAAGUGCAAUACUUUACAUUUCUCCCUGUUAAAAUUCAUCCUGUUUGUUUUUGCCCAGUUCUCUAAUCUGUCAAGGUCGUUUUGAAGUGUGAUCCUGUCCUCUGGGGUGUUAGCCACCCCUCCCAGUUUGGUGUCAUCUGCAAAUUUGAUCAGGAUGCCCUUGAGUCCAUCAUCCAAGUCGUUGAUAAAGAUGUUGAAUAAGACCGGGCCCAAGACAGAACCCUGUGGCACCCCACUAGUCACUCUUCUCCAGGAUGAAGAGGAACCAUUGAUGAGCACCCUUUGGGUUCGGCAUUAACAUGACCACGAAAUAGAUCCCAUGAUGGGGAUUUUAUUUAUUACAGUGGUGCCUCGCAAGACGAAAUUAAUCCGUUCCGCAAGAGUCUUCGUCUAGCGGUUUUUUCGUCUUGCGAAGCAAGCCCAUUGACGGAUUAGCGCUAUUAGCGCUAUCAGCUGUUUAGCGGCUAUUACAGGCUUAAAGGCUUAGGGGAUUAGCUGCUAAAAGGCUAUUAAAGGCUAUUAAAGGCUUAGCAGAUUAGAUAAAGGGGGAAAGCGAAAAAAAUCUCAAGACUCGCAAGGUAUUUUCGUCUUGCGAAGCAAGCCCAUAGGGGAAUUCGUCCUGCGAAGCAACUUCAAAACGGAAAACCCUUUCGUCUAGCGGUUUUUCCGUCUUGCGAGGCAUUCGUCUUGCGGGGCACCACUGUAAUUAUUUCAACUGUUUGUAUACUCCUUAAUCACAUCUGUCUCUAAGCAGUGUACAGAGUAUCCAAUACAAUAAGAUUAAAAUGUGUUAAAGCUGGGUUCAUGCUACAAAACGACUACAAAACUUUGGCACCAGCUGGGAGGUUAUCUUCAGUUUUGGGAUUCAUAGUUAAUGAAGCUCCCAAGAAGAUUCCCGGUUUGUUUUUUUCUACCAGGUAUUACAAGAAGAUGGGGAGGGAGGGGUUUAUAAGCAUGUUCAUCUUGGGACAUCCAAAGUUGUGUCGCUUUGUUGUAUAAAUACUGCACAAAUUAUGACAAUCUCUGGUGUGCCGGUGCCUGAAAGGACUUCUAAGGAACCCAACAAACUUAAUGCUUAAGAUACUCUCUGUUCUGCUGAGGUGAAGAGCCUCUUUGUACAGUAAUUGAGCAUGUGAUUUUUACUGCCAGUAUACUUCCCCUCACUUGUAUAUAUUUACCCUGCAAAAUGCAACUUGAAUGUAUGCACUGAAAGAACCAAUGACGACCAAGAUGCAGCUUGCAUGCAGAAUCGUGGAGGCACUGAUUCGAGGAAGGAUGAAAGCUCCACAUAUUGGAACAGGCCAGAGGUCUUGCAGUUCUCAGGGCUGCUAAGUCAUUCUGCUUGGGAUGUUGCAGUUUCUCAAGCUCAGCACAAAACUGCUUUUGUAUACUGCUUUUUGUCUGCGGAGUGGCUGUGUCUUUGAGCAACUAGGAAACUGGGCUUACCUGCAUAUUAAGGCUGCUUCACUGGAACUUUUGCACUGAAAUUGCAUUAAAACUAGCAGAGGUUGCACCAUUCGGUGUUUUGUACAGUGGUGCCUCGCAAGACGAAAUUAAUCCGUUCCGCGAGUCUCUUCGUUUUGCGGUUUUUCGUCUUGCGAAGCACGGCUAUUAGCGGUUAUUAGCGGCUUAGCGGCUAUUAACGGCUUAGCGGCUAUUAACGGCUUAGCGGCUUUAAGAAAAAGGAAACAAACUCGCAAGAACUCACAAGACGUUUCGUCUUGCGAAGCAAGCCCAUAGGGAAAUUCGUCUUGCGGAACGACUCAAAAAACGGAAAACUCUUUCGUCUAGCGAGUUUUUCGUCUUGCGAGGCAUUCGUCUUGCAGGGCACCACUGUACUAGUGGUUCACAGGUGGAGACUGCAACUCCCCAAUUCAGCAGCUGAUUUACUUUUUCAUUGGGAGCUUUAUGGUUCUUUAAAAUAAGUUUGGUGUGAUUUGUUCAUGAAAAGCAACAUUGGAUUUUCUUUCUUUUUUCUUUUUAGAUCUUUACUUGGUGCAUUGGCCUGACACGCACAUCCCCGGUAAAAGCAAUCGAGAAGUCAGAGCAGAGACCUGGCGAGCCAUGGAAGAGUUGUAUGAGAAAGGUGGGGUGACUUUGAUAGUUGCUGCUGAUUUUUUUCACAGUUGCAAAAGUGCAGAGAGUGUUACUGUUGGGAUAUCAUGACACAUAGAGGGGCAUUUUCACCAUCUUUUCCUCUCGGGAUAUACCGUAUUUUUCGCCCCAUAGGGGGCACUGCCCCAUAGGACGCACCUGGGUUUUUUGGGGGGGAAAUAAAGAAAAAAAAAAUUAUUUCCCCCCCCAGGCGCGGGGCUGGCGCGGGGGAAGCCCGAGCUUCCCCCGACCCCAGCCCCCAGAACAGCCUGCUAUCCGCAAGCCUAGGGAGCCCGGCGCGAAGUCGCGCCGGUCUCCCCAGGCUUGCGGAGAGGUGCGCGAAGCCCGAGCACGCUCUUCAGCGCGUCCCAGGCUUCGGAAUGCAGGCAGCUCCGCGCAGCAGUCGAGAGCCCAGCGCCGGGCUCCGGAGGGCUGCGCGGAGCUGUGCGAAGCCUGGGGCUGCAGGCACCUCCGCGCAGCCGUCGGGAGCCCAGCACGACUUUGCGCCGGGCUCCGGAUCGGUGCGCGGAGCUGCGCGAAGCCCGGAGCGACCCCUCUCGCUCUCCAGGCUUCAGCGAAAGCCUGCAUUCGCCCCAUAGGACGCACACACAUUUCCCCUUCAUUUUUGGAGGGGAAAAAGUGCGUCCUAUAGGGCAAAAAAUAUGGUAUCUUAGGGCAAUCUGAUGCAUAGCUGUCAAUGUUUUCCUUUUUUUAAGGGAAAUUCCCUUAUUCCGAAUAGGAUUCCUCGCAAGAAAAGGGAAAAGUUGACAGCUAUGAUCUGAUGUCAUUCAUACCAGGCCUCGGAAGUGUCACAGAACAGUGCUCCACUCUGGAGUUUUGUUACCCUUUCCCUGCAAUGCUUUUUAAACAUCUGAACAUUUAGCAAUCCUGAUGUACUUUGCUCCUUUCUUGGUCCAGUGAAGAAGAGGCCUAAAGAUGGUCUUUUCAGAAUAGGCCUCUAUAAGAUGGGGAUGGUGGGAAAGAGAAGCAGCGUCGCUGUCCGGAGCUCUCUGGAAAUGUCCAGUGGGGAGAAGGAGUGGGAAGAGAUUGGGGAUCGGAGGUGUCUGAUGUGGGACAGGCCCAACAAAGAGGGAAGUCGUGAGCAGGACCCAUUGAAGGACUCUGACCCUGGAGUGGGACACAGCAGAUUGGGAGGUGGUGACCUAGAGCCGAGGGGAAGGACCAAGUGGGUUAUCAAGAGAACAGCCCACCUCAGUGUCAUUGGAUACCCCAAGUCUAGAGCCAUAAAUAAAUCAUAACACAGUGUAAUAUGUAAUUUGUUGUUGUUCAUCUGAGGUUGUACAGUGGUACCUUGAGUUACAUAUGCUUCAGGUUACACACUCCGCUAACCCAGAAAUAGUGCUUCAGGUUAAGAAUUUAGCUUCAGGAUAAGAACAGAAAUCGUGCUCCGGCUGCGCGGCGGCAGCAGGAGGCCCCGUUAGCUAAAGUGGUGCUUCAGAUUAAGAACAGUUUCAGGUUAAGAACGGACCUCCGGAACGCAUUAAGUACUUAACCUGAGGUACCACUGUAUUUACCUAAUUUUAAGACCUGCCAAGGAACAGAGGUUUGUUAUUAUGUCUUCAUAUGUAAAAACACAGAAUUCAAAGAGGGUGUUCUUUCUUUUUCCUAUGACUGUAAUCGGGAAGAGGAGGGACAACCUCAAGAAACGUUUUCCUAAACACCAGAGUCUUGUCGUUGUUUUCAAAUGGAAUUGAAUGCCAAAAAAAGGCUAGGCCGCUGAACUGAAGUAGCUUUGUGUCAUGGCAUCAAACCUAAGUAGUCUUGUUACAGUGGGUUUGUGGGUCUGGUUGCAGAUUCUCAGAGCCUUACCAAUACUGUUCAAAGCUGAUACUAAUUGGGACCAAGGAGCGCUUGUGGUGAUGGUGGGGAUAUUAUUGGUGUAACAAUUUUCUGUUGGUGGUUUGGGGCAAGGGUUUUAGUUGACUGCCUGAAUGAGGAAUUGAAACUUGAUUCUCUCUCUCUCCCUCACCCCCACCCCCAGGUUAAUUAACUUACAAAGCAUCUCUUUGGGAGAUUUUUGAACUGAAUCUCUCCCUCCCCCCCAAACUCGUGCCCCUCUUCUCUACUGUUUCCUUCAUCAUGUGCAUUAAUUUAACUUGGCUGUUUAUCUGCACCUAGGCCGAGCGAAAUGUCAGGAAUUAAAACUGUAUGUUAGGCACAUCCUCGAUUUAUCACCCCUGCAUGAAACUUCAUUACAGAACCUAUGGAUGCCGAACACAAUUUCCACCCUAAGCGACAUUAUUUAAAUUAACGUCACGUAAAUCUCAUUGCAAUUAAAGUAGCCUUUCUGUCCUGAGUCUUUUGUUAUCUGGUCCAUCGGCUCCUGCAUCCCACAAAUCACCCCUUUUCUGCCUCAAGCAAUGCAGAAAUUUUGAACCUCUGGCCAUGUGUUUCUGAAGUGAUAUGCAAAUGUUAAUAAAUUUGGAGGUUUAUAGGCAGUACCCCAUGAGGGAAGAAAUGAUUAAAUAAUUUGCUUGCAUGGUUAACCACUAAAGUUUCAGUUGACACUCAGAUAAUGCUUAAUCAUCCCUUUUGACUUAUGGUCCUGGCCUGGAGUUUAGAAGCAGUUUUUAAAAAUAGGAUUGUUCCUUCUAAUUGUUCACUUAUUUUCCUCAUCUGAGUGCUUGUGUAGCACUAUGACCAAGCUUACAUUCUAAACUUACUUACACCGGAGUAUGUCCUCUUUGACUUACAGUAGAACAACUUAUGUGUACAGAUGCACAGGAUUGUGCUGUAAGAAGAUUAGCUGGGAAGAACUUAUUUCAAGUCUCGCCCCAGCUGUAGACUCACUUGGUGAGCCAUACUGUCCAAACAACCAACCUCAUGCAGGCCCAGUUAUAUCCCUAUUUUAUUCAGUACCUCAAACAAGGAUUCAAACCUUUUUCACUGACCCUUUGAAAGCAUACUGUAGAAGUGUGAACAAUUAGCAAAAUUAAAACAUGUGGAGUUAUUAAAAAGAACACUGGAAGAGGAGGCAUUUGAUCAGGAGCAAAAAUUACAAGACUGAGUGAAAGCAAUGAAAUGCAUUUAUUAAAUCUGCUUGUUCCCGCUUUCUAGGUUUUUUAUUUUAUUUUUAAAAAAGACAGUAAUAAUCAACCACUAUGGUUUAUUACACAGUUGUUGUAGGAGUUUAUUUUGAUUGUCACAAAAACUGUGUUCUAAGCGUACAUUGUUUUAUUUAAAGGGUUUUCCAUUUGUUUAUGCUUGAAAAGAAUGGGGCAUUCCAAGAACAGAAUGAGAAUGUGACUUAAGAGCCAUAAAAGUUAAUGGGAAUGUUCUCUAUAAAAGCUGCAAUUCAAGCUAUUUAUAAGCGUCUCCCCAUGCGCCUGCCUGCUUGAGAAAUUAGGGAAGAUGGUCUUUGAUAGCUUCUGAAGUUUUGGGAUUUGUAAUUUAAGCAAUCGUUUAACCUUGGCGUGUAACAGCAGUGGCAGGAAGGAGGCAAACAGGGGGAGGGACUUUAACCUCCCUCCACUCUGGUGUCCUUAUAGCUAAGGAGCCUUUCUUGGACCAUCAAGUCUGGUGAGUGGCCCAAACAUGAACUUCCCUGCCUGCCCCUCAACCUCAAAAAGGUACCAUUGGUACCUUUUGAGUACAGUGGAACCUCGGGUUGCAAACAUGAUCCGUGCGGGAGGCACGUUCGCAACCCGCAGCGUUCGCAACCCACAGCGCUGCGUCUGAGCACACGCGUGACGCGAUUUAGUGUUUCUGCGCAUGCGUGAGCGCCAAAACCUGGAAGUAACCCAUUCCGGUACUUCCUGGUUCGGCGCGGUCCAUAACCCGAAAACACGCAACCCGCAGCCUUCACAACCCGAGGUAUGACUGUACUGUACUCUCAGGGUUGGGCUACAAACCCACAGCCGCUGUUGGAGCUGCUCACUGUUGAUGGGUUGUUGCAGAGAGAAGAACAGCAGGAAUAUAAUCCAAAGGUUGUCCUAUGGAUGUGGCUGCUGGGUUCUGUUAAUUGAUUUUGUGGAUUCUGACUAUUUAAACAGGCCUGCACAUUUGCUGGAAGAUUGGGCUGUAAAUACCCGCAAUAAACAGCAACAACUUGCGCUUUAAUUUCUCGGCCGCUGUUGGGCGAGGGCGGUUUGGUAUGGAAAGAGUUUCCUUGAGGUUCAGGCUUGUGAGAUAGGCCAGUUUACUUGAGUUGUCCUGUGUCCCCAUUGUGGACAGGGCUGGGGUGGGGCGAAGUUUCAUUUGAUGGAUGUCCCAUUUCCUCUUCUGGGUGAGGAGGGCAAGGGACUGGCAGGGGAGGCUGCAGAUGCUCAUAAAAAAAUUGAUUUGAGCAGCCCAAAUUAUUUUGGAAUUGAGCAAUGGAUGCUCGCUCAUUCCUGUGAGGGAGCAGGGGCUUUUUUUUGGCCACAGGACUAACUUUUGAAUUCCUUUCGCCUUUUUUUUUUUUUUAAGUAACAUUACAAUAGAGAUUCAUGUAGGUCAGAGCUUCCUCCUGUGGUUGGAGGUGGUUUAUGAGUGAUAUCCGCUGCACCACACCCUGUUUGAUCAGAUAAGGGAUGCUGUAUGAUGGUAUCUCUUCAAGAAAACAAACUCAAGUCUCACGUGGCAUUCAUUUAAACAGUAAUGAUUUGCAAAGUAGCUUUUAAGAAGCAUGACAUGAAGCUACACAUUUUUGUAAGCAAAGAUGCAGGCAAUUAAUUAAAAGAUUUCUGCACAACUUUUCAGUGUGAAUUGUCCAAUUGGCACCUUUUACAAUAAUGGAUUUUUUUUAAAAAAAUACUUUUUAUUUUUUUAAAAACAAGUUCUCUAUACGGUAGACAUCUCAUUUCCUUCAACUGAUUGCUUGUAUAAUCUCUCCCUUUCUACAGGAGUUAUGCCGCUGCCUAAUGUGAAAUAUCUCAUAGUGUAUACACUACACUACACUACACUACACUACACUACACUAUCAUCGUAGUAAACCUAGGAAAAAGUUCACUUUGCACUCUUGAUUCUCCCUUUGCAGGCAAAAUUCAACACUUUCUCACUUUGGUGACUUUUUCUGUUGCCAUGCAGAACCCCUCUUUCUGCUGGAAGUUUCCUUAUGCAGUCCCACAAAUUGAAAUCCUGUGACAAGUUUGAAUUGCAUGACUUCUUGUGUGACAUGAAUGUUUACAGUUGCAUACAAUGCAGAAAUUUGCCCAGUGUACAUACACACACACACACACACACACACACACACAAUCCCCAUCUCAGGAAAGGCUACACCUGUUGAAUGCCUGCCUAUUCUUCAUUUUGAUACAGAGCCUGUGCCAGGAGAAAAGUGAUGACUCAAAAUUCAAAGCUUGUUUCUGCGGCAUGUUUUGCUUUGGCCUGCGAUGAGGGAGGCAUCAUCGCCUAAGGAAAUUGUUAAGAGCUAGUAAAAGUUCUAAAAAGUGUUUUGAUGUCUGAACUUAGUACAGUUAAGGCUUGAAAGCCUUGAUAAAAGCACCCAUGUCAGUGUUCGAGAGAGAUAAGGCAAGCUAUUGUAAUCAAACAAAGCUCGGGUGCUGAGACCAUUUAUUUACUUAUUUCUUUGCUGGUAAGAGAUCAGCUUGUCCAUCUUACUCUGAAGGUCCCCUCCUCCUUUUUCUUUUUAAUCUUCACAUGGAGUUUGUUUUGAAGCUUUUUCUGGCAAGAAAAUGCAGUGUGGCAGCGUUCAAAGUCUUCAGCCUCAUUUCCUGCAGGGCUGACCCAAGGAGGUGGGUGAGGUCAGGCAAUUUGGUGGACUCCCAAACUCAUCCCAGUGGAGCUGCCUUUCCUACUUGUCGUGGAACACCCUGGAAAUUUGGGUGCAGUCUGGGGGAAAUUGUGAUUUGCACGCUCCCACCUCUUCCAAGAGGCCUGCAGAGUGUGUCCUGACUGAGAAACCCCCAAAUUAGUUACUUAACAAAUCUGAUUUCUUGAAAUGGCAUGUGGCCAGCAGGGGGAACAUCAUGGGAGGUCUGUUUCCAGAUUUACUGCCCCUUGUGAUUGGAAGCCUUGCAAGUUGCUCCAGGAAAGGGACCGUGAGCAACAUCAGGGGAGGGGAGCUCUUGGGACCAAGGUGAAACCAUAAAUUAUUUUUAGUUUUUUGUUAUUUUUGUUAUUGGAUGCUGGGUGUUGUUUGUGUAGUUUAUGUAAUCUUGUUAUACUGUACUUAACAGUUCUGAAAUGUUUCUUUGUAUGUUAUAAUAUUUGCUACUGUGAUUUGCUAUGUCAUUAGUAAAUUCUUUUUGCAGUUGGUUUUCAGAUGUAUUGUUGUAAGCCGCUUUGAGCGUUUGGGGGGUGUAGAAAAGCAACAUAAAAAAAAAGAAUGAAUGAAUGAAUGUCCACUAGCUUGGGGUUAACCUCCGCCGCCCCUUUGGAUUUUUUUGAACAUGAGCAAAAUACAGUGGACACUCGGGUUGCAAACAUGAUCCGUGCGGGAUGCACGUUCGCAGCCCGCAACAUCUGCAACCCACAGCGGCACAUCUGUGCAUGUUUGGGUUGCAAUUUGGCGUGUCUGCGUAUGCGCAAAGCGCGAUUUAGUGCUGCGCAUGCGUGACUGCCAAAACCCAGAAGCAACCCAUUCCGGUACUUCCGGGUUUUGCGGUCCGCAACCCGAAAAAACACAGCGUCUGUAACCCAAGGUAUGACUCUAUAUGCAUGUUGGAUCUAGCUCCACAUAUUUUUUGAAGUUUUUCACCUUUGUCUAAAUGGGCUACCUUGGAAGGUGGUGGAGUCUCCGUCAUUGGAGCUUUUUAGGCAGAGGUCAGGUGGCCAUCUGUCAUGGAUGCAUUGCAGGGCGUUGGACCAGAUGCCCUGCGGGGUCCUUUCCAACUCUACAAUGCUGAGUUCAUGAGCCCUAGAACUGUCAGCAAGCUUCAUGGCUCAGUGGGGAUUUGAAAGAUAGGCCCAAGCUUCAGUUGAUUAUUUUUAAUACCAUUCUUCCAUCUCAGACAAUUAUGAUGUUGGCUCGAGAGCGUCUUUAACAUAAGUCUGUCAGUCACUAGAGUUUCCAGAUUGCAGCCAAAAUAUUGCAGCCUGCCUGCAACUGCGUACCUGAUACAGCCUGUCCUUCUCUCCCUGGUCCCCUUCCCUAUCUUCUUUUUCUGGCCCUCUGGAGCAAGCAGGACUCUCCUUCUGCCCUGCAGCGGGUCAGAGUGGGUGAUGGGAUGGGGAAAAGAGCAAGGUGGAAGAAUCCAUGUCUGCAUCUCUUUCAUGCCUGUGAGGCAAUUUGAACAAUCAGAAGAGCAAUUGAGAGCAUGCCCCAGCAGCCCAAUCCGUCCCAAGAAUUUGCUUGAAACUGUUUUUAAUUUUGUGCAUUUAAAUUACUAUAACAUGACCUGGGACCCUAUUGUGAUGGGUGGGUAUUAUUAUUAGUAUUUAGUAAAGCUAGUCAUAAAAGUUGCCAAAGGCUAUUCUCUAAAAGGCUGUUUUGAGAUGUGAAACACAGCAGCACGUGUACGUUUCAACUUCCUCUUUGACAGAAAAGGAAGCUGAUUUGGUAUUUUGAAAAACAGAUUGAGUAAACGGCCGUCAAAUGAUGGAAUGACUGCAUUUAUAUACCUCCUUCCUGCCAUGGUACCUAUGGCCGUUUACAGUUUUUACAACAAAUGGUCCAAAAUGCACCAACAGAGUUCUCUGAGCUGAUAGUUGUGUCUGGAACUGAUGGUAUGUGCUCUCUGGCCUAGGCUUCCUCACUUCUGCUUUUCUUCAGGCCACACAGGUAUAUUUUAGGCUGCCCCAACAGUUCUCAGACGCAUUUAAUGGUAUGCGCUCCCUGGCUUGCACUUCCUCACCGGCCCUGUUACUGCUUCGCUGAAACCAAGUCCACCCAAAAGUAAAAAGGUAAAGGGACCCCUGACCAUUAGGUCCAGUCGCGGCCGACUCUGGGGGUGUGGCGCUCAUUUCGCUUUAUUGGCUGAGGGAGCCGGCGUACAGCUUCUGGGUCAUGUAGCCAGCAUGAUUAAGCCACUUCUGGCGAACCAGAGCAGCGCACGGAAACGCCGUUUACCUUCCCGCCGGAGCGGUACCUAUUUAUCUACUUGCACUUUGAUGUGCUUUCGAACUGCUAGGUUGGCAGGAGCAGGGACCGAGCAACGGGAGCUCACCCCGUCGAAAGUACAUAAGUUCUAAACCACUGAAUGUUACAGAAUGCUGGUGUGCUGAUAAUCCAUCAGUGAUACUGUUACACACGUGAUGACCAUUUUGCACAUUUCCUGGCCCACUCAUGUGUUGACGGAGCACGCAAAAGCCCUGUCCCGUUCUGCCCUGCCCUCUUUCUGUCCCCCUGUUCUGCCCCUGUUCUGCCCUCUUCCGGCUCCGAAAGGACUUGGGUGUUGGCGGUCACACAUCAAUUGGAUGUGCACAGAAUGGUCACUGCCUGCACUCUCCUCGCUUUCCUGGUUGGUUCCAGACGUAGUAGCAAUGGAAACGUGCUGUGUCUUCGAUAUUCCUUUAGUUAUAAGUAUAACAUAAAUGGACGCAGAGACAUAGCUUCAAGUUGCAGAACUGCUAACCCAUAUCAAAUCCACGGGGAAAAAUAUUGCAGUCUCUUGCCACCAGCCUGCCCAUUGUGUACUAACAGCAACGCUGCAGUUUCUCGCACGCAGUUCUUAAGCACUCAACUUAAAAAAAAAAAGUUUUUAUUUAUACUCACCAGGCUUAUACAUUUCACUAGUUUUACAAUCAUUUUCACAUUUCAAAGUUUGACUUCCUUCCCCCCUUUUGCAGUUCCUUAAAUUAAUUUUUAAAAAUACUUUCUGCAUAUGCAAAUUCAUUUAAUCUGCUCAUUUAAUUAUCUAAAUAUAUACUUUUAUGAAACUGCAGGUUUUUAAGUAAUCCUGCCAACAUUUUUAUCCGUUUGCAAUUUGUCUGUAAAUAUUCAAUAAACCAUUUCCAUUCUUUUAUGAAAAGUUUGUUAUGUUGAUUUCUUAAUUCUUCCAAUAAGUUUUGCACAUUUCUGCAUAUUUCAUAAGUUUUUGUAUCUGUUCUUCCUUUGCUGGGUCUUCUGCUUCUUUCCAUUUUGGAGCGAGUAACCUUCUUACCGCUGUAGUCGCAUAAAAAUGAAUAAACCAGAAACUUUUCAUUUGGGAAUUAUAGGGACAGAACUACCAGAAUUGUAUAGAAAUUUAAGCGCUCAUCUUGUGCCCAUCCCUGCCAGUUCAGGGGACCAUCCACAGCCAUCAGAAGAACAUUAACAUUAUUUUGUCAAAUCACCGACUUCAGGCACUUUCAAACAAAACCAUUGUGAUAAAUCCAUUAACGGCAACCUCAUAACAAAGCACAAUCAGUCUCUGUUAAUAGAGUGAUCCUGCAGGGAUAUUUUUGAAGUCCCAAAUAAAUCACUCCAAAGGUGGCCUGAAGUUGUAUAUUCAAUACUUGACUUGCACGUAUAUUGAUGUAACUCCAAUUUCAUAGUCUCCGCUGUUGGAAAACUCUGCAGGAAGCCGGUCAUAUUUGGAAAGAGGCUGCUUAAUUGCCCCCCUUUCCCCAAGAAUAAUACCCAUUAAAUCAAAUAAGAAAUGAGUAGGUGAACAUAAAUCGUCAUGUAAACCUAAUUAAUUUGUAAGACCUGCAUAUUAUCCUCCUUUGAUAUAUCAGUAUGCAGUGCUUUCCCCCCUUGAACAUAGAGCUUCUCAACUUUGAUGAUAAAGUAUUUUGUUUUCCUGAUAAAAGAUGGAUUAUGUACUACAAACCUCAUAAAAAUGAAUCUAAAUUAAGCUCUUAAAAACAACACCUUAAUAUUUAAAUAGAGGUUCCAAAUAGAUCCUCAGCUCCAAAUGACUGAUCUCCCUGAUAGUAGACAGCUAGGUACUUGUAUUUUUGGAAGCAUAGAAAUCAUCAGUAUUCUUGGAUACUUGCUAAAAAGAAAAUUACCGUAUUUUUCGCUCUAUAAGACGCACCAGACCACAAUACACACCUAGUUUUUGGAGGAGGAAAACAAGGAAAAAAAUAUUCUGAAUCUCAGAAGCCAGAACAGCAAGAGGGAUCGCUGCACAGUUAAAGCAGCAAUCCCUCUUGCUGUUCUGGCUGCUGUGAUAGCUAAACAGCCUGCAUUCGCUCCAUAAGACGCACACACGUUUCCCCUUACUUUUUAGGAGGGAAAAAGUGAGUCUUAUAGAGCAAAAAAUACGGUAGUUGUUUUUAUUAGACAUUACCAAGUCUUCUCUAACACAAAUGAAUCAAAAUCUCCUUAGUAGGACCACUGUUAUAUAGGUACAUAUGAAAUACAGUGGUGCCUCGCAAGACGAAAUUAAUUCGUUCCGUGAAUUUUUUCGUCUAGCGAAUUUUUCGUCUUGCGAAGCACGAAAUCCCAUAGGAAUGCAUUGAAAAUCAAUUAAUGCGUUCCUAUGGUCAAAAAAGUCCAAACAAAGCCAAAUUUGGUACAACAAGAGUUUAUUAAGUGCUCUUUAAAGUCACACAUACUGUAAAGAGCAUUUCAAAAUUCAAACCCAGAAUUUUUUUAAAAAACAGCAGAGUUGCCCAAUGGUCACAGAAAAUCAUAAAAAUGCAGGGAAAAAACCAAGCUUCCAGAUUCUUGUAAACCCCUCCCCAACUGUUCCCCCAGCCACCCAGCACACAGAAAUUCAAAUCCAGAAUUUUUUUUUAAAAAACAGCAGAGUGGCCAAAUGGUCACAGAAAAUCAUAAAAAUGCAGAAAAAAAACCACAAGCUUCCAGAUUCUUGCCAAACCCUCCCCAACUGUUCCCCCAGCCACCCAGCACACAGAAAUUCAAAUCCAGAAUUUUUUUUAAAAAACAGCAGAGUGGCCCAAUGGUCACAGAAAAUCAUAAAAAUGCAGAAAAAAACCACACAAGCUUCCAGAUUCUUGCAAACCCCUCCCCAACACCAAGUCCUUGAAUUCCAAACACCCCAACCCAAAAUCCAAACCCCCCAAAAAAGUUUUAAAAGCUUAACAUACCAAAUGGCUGCAAAAGAAGUUUUGGAAAAGCUUCAAAAAUCACCAAAGUCUUUAAAAACCUCACAAAUGGGCUACUAUGUACACUGCGGGCUAGGAGUUGCUCCUCGAAGUCAAGUCGCAACUGGAUUAACGGUGUGACGCAAAAGGUAACAAACUUGCAAGACGUUUUCGUCUUGCGAAGCAAGCCCAUAGGGAAAUUCGUCUUGCGAAGCAGCUCAAAAACGGAAAACCCUUUCGUCUAGCGAGUUUUCCGUCUUGCGAGGCAUUCGUCUUGCGGGGCACCACUGUAUUAUCACUGAGUUGUUUCACAACAGCAGCUUUGUCUAAAAUGUUGAUGGGAGCAAUUCUAAGGACUGUGAAUGAACUAGAACAGGGUGAUAUUGACACAAUUUAUCCAGAAAGAAACAGUUGGCUUCACAAUAGAUCAGGGUUUUCCAGACUUGAGUCGCCAGCUGGUUUUGGACUACAAUUCCCAUAAACCCUGACCAUUGGUCCUGCUAGCUAGGGAUUAUGGGAGUUGUAGUUGUCAAAAUCAGAUGGGGACCCAAGUUUGGGAAACCCUGCAAUAGAUUAUCUCUGCAUGCCUGCAUACAUGAAGAUUGCACAUGCAUGGGCUCUAUGCAUAGUCAGGAUUCGACAUCAGCAUUUGAAGCUGUUAAUGCAGUCGGUUUGGUGUUAACCAUGUUUAAAGUUGUUCCCAACACAAUCAUUAACCGUGGAUAAGGCUGACAUUGGUUGCGGGUGACACAGGCAACUCUAGGACCUACAUCAAAUGCCUUAAAUGUGUUUCUGUACCAAUGCACCCUUGCUAUUUCCAUCUUGAUCUUCCUCCUUUCUUCCUGCCCUGAUUUUCUUUGUGCAUUUGGCUAACUUGGUAACUUGUUCUUAUGUCACACUGGGGUUUUGAAGAUUCAGCCCAAAUAAAUGUGGCCUGGAGGGGGAGAUGCAGUAUCCAUCAACCAUUUCCCCCAUCCAAUUCCCAUUCAAGUUUUUUCAUGUGAUACCAUAAUUGUGAGGGAUGGUGUAAGGAAAUUAAAAUCUUUCCGCAAGCUGUGAAACCCAUCUGGGUUGGUAGAGCAUGAGAUUCUCAAUUUCACAGUCGUGGGUUCAAGCCUCAUGUCGGGCAAAUAUUCCUGCAUUUCAGGGGGUUGGACUAGAUGACCCUUAUGGCCCCUUCCAACUCUACGCUUCCAUGAAACCAGUCCUGUGCCCACACUGAGCACUACAAACCUCAUUUUGCUUGGGUCUGGGGAGGCUUGAACCAGUUGCAUUCUUGACAUAAUGGAAAGCAAACUUGGGAAACCCAGCUUGAAACCAAACAAAUGAGAAACUAGCGGCUUAAAAAAGGAUGGAGAUGUAACUAUUAUCUUUCAUUAAGAAACCUGAAACUAAAAUGAGCAGACCACUGAAAAAUAAUCUGCUUUGGGGAAUUAAACUCUGAUCUUAGAGCAGGACAGUGAUCUACCAGCAACCCACACUUUAAAAUACAUUUUAAAGAUUUUCAAUACAAAGUGGAACAUCUUUGCCCCAUUCCCUUUCAUAUUACAAUUGGAAGUAAUGUUUUGUUCCAGGCUUCUUUUGAAAUAUUGAUUUAUUAGUUGUGUGGACCAUGGUGAAUCUAUUUACUUGUUUUCUCUUCCGCCAUAGGCCUCAACUCUGGGAGCUUGACCUGCUCUCGCAGAUUAAAUUCAAAUUAUGCAAACUGCUGCGUCGUGGGUUGUAACCCAAUUAACAGGACACAUAUUGAGCACAUGAUCGUUAGUUUAAAUGAAAGUUGUCAAACAGCCCGGUGCUCAAGAUUAACGGGUCUACUUUCCAAAUGCCUUUUGGAAGCCAAGAAUUAGGACAUCUCCAUCUCCCCCCGGGUUUUGUACAGCAUUGUCUUUCAGCCUGCCCUUCGCUUGGCUCUUUGUGUUGCUGGGACCGAAGCGAAAUUAAGUCUCACUUUAGAUUAUAAGCUCCUCUGGGUAGGAACCUGUAAAGGACAGUUUAAUUAAAAGUGCUGAUAUUAACACAACUGUGUAAAAAGCCACAUUGCAAAGAUUUCCUUUGCUAUCUAUUAAAAUACUAAUUUUUAGAAGCUGGAGUACCAUUGACGGCAUGCAGUUGUGUCUAAACUAAGGAUCACAAGUGCACAUUGGCAGGUGAAGUUUCUGAAUUUCUAAACACUUGAAAAAAUACCAGCAAAUGUUGACGUGUAUGAGGUUUUUUGUCAUUUGUCAUUGUGUAUGAGGUUUUUUGUCAUUUGUCAGCAUAUGUCUGACAACAGAGGUGUAGUGGAUGCUGUGCAAUAGGCAGUGAGGGUCCAUAUAUAACAUGCAGAACUAGGGCUGGGUGAUAUUAGCUUUUCAACGUUGUGAUGUAUCACCAGUGUAUAGCGAUACACUGCAGUGUUGGAAAGGAAGCAGCACCAACCGUGUAGGGUGCCGGGGCGAAACCGCCGCAGUUCCCUCCAGCGUGUGGUGCAUGGAGGGAGGAGCAAGGAGCAUCAGCCCCGGCUCUGCGAGGUGCUGGGGUGACACUGCUGCCACUCCCACUGCCACCAGCGCCCGUCGCAGGGAGGAACGAGGCAGCUGGAGAAGGAAGGUUAGGCGCUGGGCAGCAGGCAAGCACCACCCAUGAUAUACCGCAGGGUGAAGGCACCAUUGUGCUCUGGCCCUCAAACUGGUCCUGGAUGAUGAUGAUGAUGAUGAUGAUGAUAAUAAUAAUAAUAAUAAUAAUAAUAAUAAUAAUUUAUUUCUACCCCGCCCAUCUGGCUGAGUUUCCCCAGCCGCUCUGGGCGGCUUCCAAUCAAGUGUUAAAAACAAUACAGCAUUAAAUAUUAAAAACUUCCCUAAUUAGGGCUGCCUUCAGAUGUCUUUUAAAAAGAAGAUAGCUGCUUAUUUCCUUCACAUCUGAAGGAAGGGCGUUCCACAGGGUGGGCGCCACUACCGAGAAGGCCCUCUGUCUGGUUCCCUGUAACCUCACUUCUCGCAAUGAGGGAACCGCCAGAAGGCCCUUGGAGCUGGACCUCAGUGUCCGGGCAGAACGAUGGAGGUGGAGACGCUCCUUCAGGUAUACUGGGCCAAGGUUGUUUAGGGCUUUAAAGGUCAGCACCAACACUUUGAAUUGUGCUCGGAAACGUACUGGGAGCCAAUGCAGAUCUCUCGGGACCGGUGUUAUGUGGUCCCUGCGGCCAGUCCCAGUCACCAGUCUAGCUGCCGCAUUCUGGAUUUAUUGCAGUUUCCGGGUCACCUUCAAAGGUAGCCCCACGUAGAGCGCAUUGCAGUAGUCCAAGCGGGAGAUAACUAGAUCAUGCAUCACUCUGGUGAGGCUGUCCGCAGGAUGAUGUAUCAAGGCAUUGGCCAGGCCUAUGCACAACCAAUGAUUAGACCACGCCCCCCAAUGGACGAUAUACUUGUAAUAUAUGUCAAUGAAGAAUGCUUUUAUGUGUUUCAUCAUUGAAGUAUGUUGCAGGUACAUUCAUACUUUUGUGGGUAAGUUGGUUGUGCAUGGUGAACACUGACAUUUCGGAAAAAUGGCCUCAUUUCCAGGACCAAGCAAAAUUGAUGCUUUGCCAUAUUUUGCUGCUCCUCUCUAGCAUGCAAAUGGUAUGGUGAGCGCUGCAUCUGAAUUGCAAAUGUUCCUUUUAUGUUAAUAUAAAUUUAUAUUUAAAUCCCAGAUCAAGGUAGGUGUCCACCCCAUUAUACAUCCCCAAAUCCUAUUAGCAUUAAUGGGAAUUAUGCAAGCAUGCUGGGCUCGACAACACAGCUGUUUGAGACGGACAAGGAGUUCCUUCCCUCUAGCUGUUCCAUUUAUGUAUGAUUCCCGUGACAAGACAAAUCAGUGGUGAUUCCACGCAUAGGGUGGCUGUGUGCCAAUUCAUUAGCAUGUUAAUAAUCCUUCCGAAAUUGUCUCAUGCUGUAUUUUUCAGAUUAACUUGUGUCUGUUCCGUUUUCACCUUUUCACGAGUGAGAGGUUGCUGGAUUUAUGCUACCUCCGCAUUCUGGGAGCUGUCGGCUCCCUCAAGCUUCGGUGCAGCAACACAUUAAAGUCCUGGCCUUCCCUGAUAAAGCGCUGCUAGUCUUGAGCCCCAUCACAUGUUAAGGUUGACUCCUUUUCUGUGUCAUAUCGCAGUCCCUAAGAGCAAUCAGAAGAUCCAGCCUAUCAUGUCCAUAAAUGCAGUGCAUGCAGCAGUUAAGAGGCUGUUGUUGUGGGCCAAGACAUUCACUAUUCAAACGUUGCCAUUGGAAAAAGCCCCCUUUUCUCUCAGCCGGAAUAUGGAUUUAGAGCUUUUUCAUGGCAUGGUUGAAGGUAUCUUUCGGAAUUUGCGUACACUCUGGUUUCCAAAGUUGGGAAUCUUCAGCUUUGACCUUCUGCUGUUUCCUUUGGCUCCUAAGGGUUUGUUGGUAUUAAUAUUUUAUUGAAAAGUUUUCAAUUUUAAAUAAAUGAAGGGAUACAAAGAAAAAUGAAAGAAAAGAAAAAUGAAAAGGCACAAAAAUGUGUAGAGAAAGAAAUAAUAUAUGGACAUGUGCGAAAAAAUACCCUAACCCAUACAUUCUUUUCUAAAGUUGCAAUUUUUAUCUGAAUACAUAUGUAACUAUUAAUAGCCUAUUAUACAUUUUGUAUAAACUCAUUCCAAAUAUUGUCAUAUUUAUCCAAGCAAAGUCUAAGUUGGUAAGCAGUCUGUUCAUAAGUUGUGAGUGAUCAUAUUGCCAAUUUAUUAAACAGGAUCAUAUCUUAGGAGAUCCUAAUGGCAUUUUUUUGGUGUGUGUGCGCGCACACACACACACACACACACACACAGAGAGAGAGAGAGAAAGAGAGAGACUUUUACUUCAUGUUUUAAAAGCUUUAUAAUAUUUGUUAUAAUAGAGCGGUCGUUGAAGUAAAAUGUUGUUGUCUACCCUGAGCUCUCGGGGAAGUGAGCUAUGUGAACUUUGGAACCAAUGGUCUGUCCCUGGCUAUUCAUAAAAAAUAUAAUACUUUGUGUACUGCCUCAGAUGAAAGGUCCAUCCGGUUCUUUUACCCGAUAAAGAGGUACUGCAAGUAAGCUCACAACUAGGGUGUGAUGGAACUAGCCACCUCCUGUUUUUCAUCUGAAGCUUCUGGUUAAGAGAGAGGCUUUCUCUGAACAAACCUUUUCUGGAGAACUUUCUUCUCCCAGGAAUUCUACAGUGGCAGAAGCGUGAACACCAUUCAGAAUUAUUCAAGGGUGAACUUAACUGAAGGUUGUUGGGUAGGUUCCAUACAGUGCUGGAAAUUGUUUUUAAACAUUAGCUUUUGUUAGGCCAGUAGGGUUAAGGGACCAGAACUUGCUCACUUUACCAUAAUGUGCCCUCUAAAACAGAAAUCAAAAUUAGUGCAUGGCUGCUUCUUAGCCAAGAACAAUGCCCGGUCAUUUUGAUCGCUGCUCAGAGUUAUUCCUUUCUCCCAUUGUUCCCUGCCCAAGUGUUGUCUUCACAAGCCCCUUGUGCUGUGUUUGGGCUGUCUAAGUAGCUUCCAUGUUUUGUUACCCAUGUCUUAAAUUUUCCUCCAUCAAUGAGCUUGACCCUUGUUCGUCAGGACUCUGGGGAAGGGAGGAAACCGCCCUUGUCUCCACUGUUCAAGGAAGCAAGAUGACUUCGUACUUUUCCAUUGCAGUAUUCUGUAGAAUACACAGGAUAACUAAUCUAGCACUGCCGUGAAGCACGAGAAAAUCAGUAUGGCUGAUAAUUGCCCCAUAUAAUAGUUUCAUUCUGAAACAAGAGUUAUGUGCAGUUUGAAAGCUUGCAACCCUUGCCAAUUAAGACAUGAGAUGGAUUCAGAGAAAAGAGAUUGCCUUAAACUUUAUGGACGUUAUCAGUUUGCCUAUGGCAGAUGAAACCACUUAGGCAAAAAUCGCUUUAGUUUAGCAAAUUAGGGCAAAUUUCCCCCUUCUUUUUAGCUGUUUCUGGGACUAUUGGCACAGUUCAGUUCCAUAUACACACAUAAUUUUGUGGAAGCAUGCUGAGCUGCAUGCAUGUAAUUACGGCCCUUUGAUGGCAGGCAGCGUUAGAAAAUGCAAAACCCAGCUAUAGAUUUGUGCUCUUAAUUCCUGACUGCAUAAGUAUAGUUUCUGUGGGUUUUAUUUUACCGAAUGUCUUCCUUGCAGCAAUAACCUGAAAGUAGUCAGAAGUCUGUUUGGAUUGUUUGUCCUUGUGUUUUCUUACACCCUAUUAGUCUUCUACGCAUGUUCCACUUCUUUUGAGCUUUUGGCAGACUGUUCAGAACACCAUUUCCUCCUUUUCAACCUGGCAAAGUCCAAUUGUUCUUUGCUUACACUACACCAGCUUUUCCCAGAAUUUAGCCCGGAGCUUUAAUCCACCAGGGAGCCCCCUGUGUGUUUAGAUUAUAAAACUGCUUCCUAAAGGGAUCUUGAUUGAAUUGUGUCCUCAGAUAAUGCUGUCAAACUGCAAGUUCAGUGUUGUUCUUUUUUAAAAAUUACCCUAUGAUGUUACUCAGAACUCUCGUUAUGCAUAAAUUGGGGUGUGUGUAAUCUUCCUCUCACUUGAUGACCGUUUCAUCAUUCCUGAAAUGUAUUUAUUUUUAUAGCCCACCCUCUUCUGAGAGCUUGUAUGUAGGUAACAACCUUUUCUUAUCUCAUGAGAAAGCUGACUGAUGCUGAGAGGUGGUUAUUUGCACAGGGCCAUUCGGACACAGCCAAGCCAUGCUCUACUACUUAAAUUUGGGUACCAAAAGUAUUCAGAUUUUAAAUGGUAAAGUACACACAUGGUGUCAGCAAUUGUCUGUCGGCUCUACGUGUUCACUGAUGGCAGGGGUUCCCUGAGUGACUACAGAAAUUGUAUGUGGGAGUGGACCCCAUUUCCAUGUUUAACAGGCUGAAGCACUGUGAAACCCAACCCUCUUUUCAGUUGGGCCACUUGGUUAUAAUGUGUGCACUAGGCCCCUCUCUUGUCUCCCACCAUGACAGAAUGUUAUAAACAUGUAGCACCUUUUUGCUUUUGUUCAGGUUUAUGCCGGUCUAUUGGAGUAAGCAACUUUCUUAUUGAUCAUUUGGAACAACUGAAGGAAGACUGCCAGGUAACCCCGCACGUUAACCAGGUGAGUAUACUAUGCAUAGUGGUUAGAAGGCUUUGACUAGGAAACUCGUGUUUUGGGCAGAUGAUGGAGAGCAUGAGAGGACUUGAAUCCAGCACCACACACCCAACAAAGUGAGGGCAAAUCCCAAGGCAACAGCCGCUACUCAGUCUCACAUUGAAGCUGUGCCUGCCCCAUUCCUAUAUAAUGGAACCCAAGGGGUGGACCAAUAUUCCUUGCUAGCCACGUACAGCACCUAUUUUGUCCAUGUACUGUACUGAUUUGGGCAUUAAAGGUUUGGGCAGAAACUGUACACAAAGUUCAAGUCCUUCAUCCAGUGAGAGCCAGGAGACCUGAACCUCCUGACAAUCUGUUUCAUUGAAUACAGUGGUACCUCGGGUUAAGAACUUAAUUCAUUCUAGAGGUCCGUUCUUAACCUGAUACUGUUCUUAACCUGAGGUACCACUUUAGCUAAUGGGGCCUCCUGCUGCCGCCGCUGCGUGAUUUCUGUUCUCAUCCUGAAGCAAAGUUCUUAACCCAAGGUACUAUUUCUGGGUUAGCGGAGUCUGUAACCUGAAGCGUCUGUAACCCGAGGUACCCCUGUAAUUCCAAACGAGGGGUUCUGCUGUAAUACUAUAAGAGGAGGGGAAAGCUUCUUUAUCAACUUUUUACAUAUGAUGCAUAAUUUUAUAAAAUUCUUAUCCCAUCCUUUCCAUAACCUGCAUGUUUCUUAAAACACACACGCCAAGGUAGUCCAACAUACUGAUUGGUUGACUUUUUCUGCACUUUUCCCCAGCAUAUUUCUUCCUUGUGAAAUAACACACUGUUAACUUCUGUGGCAUUUAGCGAGUCUGAAAGCUCCACGUGGAGUAUUGCUUCUCCAUUCUUCCUCAGAGUCUUCAACAGUAAAUACUGGGCAUGUCCCAUAGCCUGUUCAGGUGCAAGCAGCAUGGGCAAAUGAGCCACCUCCAUCAUGUCUCUGCAAACUGUAAACAUGCGGUGCUGAAUGCCACAGAGAGGUCAAGAAACUUCAAAGGUUGAAGGGAUGGAUGUGUCUGCUGUUUGAACCUUGUCUCUUACCCAGCCCGUCAUUUUUGAUCACAGUCGGUUUAGGCUGACUCAGCCUAGCCUUUGAGAGCCUGGUUUUUUCAGAGUCUGGAUUGAGCAGAUGCCAGGCUAUUGUUCCUGACUAUUGUUGCUUGGAAAGACAACAUGUACUAAAGAUGAGAAACAGGAAGCAGUCCUUCAUCCUCCUCGGGGUGCACGAAAUUUUCCACAUUCCCUGUGUUGAUGUCAUGGUGCUAAACUAAGAUAUCGUGUCGUCUUCUCCAUCAAAAGUACGCAAAACGGUUAAGUCACUGGAAGACGUGUGACAGCUAAAGCAGCUUUUUUUCCAGAGAAUUUAUGUUGGAUUUGUGCACAUGAAGGGGUUGUGUUUUUCUGUCCAGGAACUGUGUCAUUUUUUUUGAUUUGCUUAAUCAUCCAUGCUUCCAUUACGGGGAGGGGUAACAUCAGAAUAGUUCACGUUUUAUUACGUUUUGCCGCAGAAUGACUUCUUGCGAGAAUCUUGGGUUCCUAUAUCAGUUGUAUUCAUCUCAUAUUCAUACAUAUUUAUUCCUUCUUCCUCUUGCCUGUCACCUCCUCCUAUUCUCCUAUUCCUCAGAAGGAAUUGACUGUUGAUUUUGAGAGGUGGGACACCAUCAUUGAGCCACUGCAACCAAUAACGUCGGUUUGGAUGGGGCACACAAACAGAACACACCAGCAAAGCUCCUUGCACAGAUGAUUUGUGCAAGCAAGCUAACUUAAAUGCCUUUUUUCUUUCUUUCUUCUGCCCACACUCCUUUUUAAAUAAACUCCACAUUUUCCUGACCCAUGAUUGUAACUAAAGGACAGGUUUCUAUGUCAGCAUUGACCAGGUAUACUGUGACACCUGUAUCCCAGUCUAUGAAAGUGUAAACUUUUAUAUUCUGCUCUAAUCCCUAACAACACUUGGGUUGCAUAGUCAUAACCACCAGUGGAGAUUUCACCAUAUCUAUUCAUUUAAAAGUGUGUGUGUGCAUGCAUACACACUAAUCACAAGCCUAAUUAAGAUUAAUGAGAAAUUAAGGACUAUAUUGUCCUGUUCCUUUCCUUUCCUUUCCUUUCCUUUCCUUUCCUUUCCUUUUUUCUUUCUUUCUUUUUAGGUUGUGACCAGCUUCCCUAGUGGGACCAUUUUUGGCCUCAGCAUCCAACACACUUUUUUUGCCCAAUUCCCCAUCCCUUCUAAAACUUUCUAUGUUCAUGCUCCUGGUACUCUAUCUUCUUCCACCACUCUCCUUCACUUCUCCCCCUUUGACUGUUUAAGUUCCUUGGACCUGACCUUUUUUGUUUGCUUUAUACCAUAGAGUUUACAGAAUAUUGGCUAGAUUAAUGUCACUGUGUAACCGGUCCAUAUAUGUCAGGAGGGAAGAGACACGUAUGCUCUGUCUAAAAUAUAUAUACUUAAGUACUAGAUAAGUUGCUAAAUAAGAAACUUCAAGUAAGAAUUUUAAAAAAUACAAAUUUAAAUUAAUGGGAUUUUCCAUUUUAAGGAUACCUCAGCCAUGCUGUGUGUGUUGUUUAAGAAAGCCUAUGUUUCCCCAAGUUGUCCCUCAGGUAGGAUUUAUUAAUGUGCUGCACCUUGGGGGGGGGGGAUUCCUUCCCGUAACCCUCUGUUUAGAUUUAUGCACAACCAACUAACCUAAUGGAAGAUUUUGAUGAAAGCCUUACAAAUGAGGUCAAAUUUGAUCAUAUGGGUUGGGUGAAUACUUGCCAGGCUAUUCUGCAAGACUCAUCUCCACAUAGAUCAUGUGCUGAGAUCAUUUCAUGAUGGUAGAAGAGCAACUGUGUGAAUUUGCUCUACAAAGAGGUGGAAUUGUACAACUGAGGCGAAGGCAGGUACUUGUAUAGUGGCAUUUUGGUGAUAGGCAGGUCAUGUAUGGCUGUGCUGUUCUUUUCAGUUUCUUAUUCAUAGGAACGUGGGAGAGGAGGAGGAGGAGGAGGAGAAAGAGGCAAUGACCUUGCAUGAUUGCUGUCUUGGGACUGAGUUCUAAUGCACCCAGCAAACUGCUUCAAACAUUACUACAAAGAGUUGGUUCAUCUCUGUAACUUCUGAGGAUGUUGGCAGCCAGCGUACAAAUUUUCCAGAGUACCAUGUUUCCACCCAAGGGACUUUUUCCUGGCAUUUUGAAGGGAAGAGAAAAUAUCAAUAUCAAUUUCUUCUUUCCUCUUUUUUUAAAAACUGAUAGCACUCUGCCAAAUAAGAAGUAACACUUCAGUUGCUUGACCUUUGAGUUGUGAUAGAUUAAAAGCUGGCGAUGGUUUUAACUGCAAAGUUUCUUCUCUUUUAUAAAAGGUUGAAUACCACCCUUUCCAUAGGCCUCAAGAAUUAGUGGAUUACUGCCAAAGCAGGAAUAUUGUUUUCGAAGGCUACUGCCCACUUGCUAAAGGUGAAGCCCUUAGUCAUCCAGACGUAAUUCAGCUUGCAAAGAAAUAUGGCAGAACUCCUGCACAAAUAUGUAUACGCUGGAGCAUACAGGUAAGUUCUAAAGUUGCCAGCAUUCUUGGUCCCGUCCAGGAGGAAUCCGAAUAGAUAUUGGGGGAAGGGGCUGACGUCACACAUGAUGUUGUGUGUGAAACCUGGAUGUGACAUGUGAUGUUCGUGCGUUGUGUUGCAGCUUGGCUUCUGUUUCCAGUGGCUCCUCCACCUUUUCCUCCAUCUCCUGCUGCUGUCACAGGCUGGGGACCACUUCCUCUCCAUGGCAGAAAGAGGAGGAGCCACCAGGUUCCUGGCUCAUGUGAUAGCAUCAUGUACAGCAUCACACCUGGACAAACAUUGAGGGGGCCUAGCCCCCUGCUAACAAAUAUUGGGGGGUGCUCAAAGGGGUUCAGCUCCUAGGAGCCAGCGUCCCUGAAUGCAUCUCUAUUUUAAAAAAAUGUCUGUAAUAAUAAUAGUAACAACAACAACAACAACAAUUUAUUAUUUAUAUGCUGCCCAUCUGGCUGGGUUUCCCCAGCCACUCUGGGCAGCUUCCAAUAAAACUCUAAAAUACAAUAACCUAUUAAACAUUAAUUUAUUUCCUGCCCACCCACAUAAAACAUGCCCAGUAAUAGUAGACAUAUCUCGUGUGUCUCUUAGUGCCUUCAGUGCUAGGAGUACGCCAAGGUUUCAAGGUUAUUCGGUGGCUAUUUAAAGUAAUUGGCUUGAAGUCUAGACGAUUGUUGGGUAGAGAGAUUGAAAGAUACCUCUUCCCUGGGACUAAGUUUAGCUUCGCUGUUCCUGCCAGUGUUACACAAGCAGUCUGUUAGUGGAAGAGAUCCAAAGAUUGAGCAUCCUCUUCUUCUGUCAAUGUAGAACUACAGCGGCUGAAAUACUGGCCUGCAAGAAGUAGAGUGCUGUGUGGAUUAAUUCUUUGUCAAUGCCACUGUGCCCAAACUUGACCUGCAGAGCUGUGUUUGAUGAGUGCAUGGUUCCUCCCUUGGAUAGAUAUACUUUCAAGUCAUUUCAGUAUUAGUGUUUUAUAGACAGACUUCUAAUAUUGUUAUAUUCGGAGACACAUAGGACCCAAAAGUGACUGCAGAGAUCUUGCUAAAGGAGGUAUUUUGGCCUAGUGCAAGCUUCCUCAACCUUGGCCCUCCAGAUGUUUUUGGCCUACAACUCCCAUGUUCCCUAGCUGCUAGACCAGUGGUCAGGGAUGAUGGGUAUUGUAGUCUCAAAACAUAUGGAGGGCUGAGGUUGAGGAAGCCUGGCCUAGCGCUUCCAAACAGCAGGUGAAGGGAGUAAACCUGUAUGUGGGCUUUACCACUGAGGAUAGGGGUUUACAGGGUUCAUAGGAAACGAGCACAUCAGGGAGAAGAGUAGACUAAAAUACUUCUCCCUGACACCUAGUUUCCAUGUGCAGGGGUUUUUAUAUGGAAGAGCUUUCAGUCAUUAGAAUUCCCCACCUGGUACAUUCCAGACACAUGCUUAUCAUCUCAACUAAGCUGAAUUGUUUCAGGUUAACUUAACAUUUAUAAAGAGAUGAUUCACUGACAACUUCCACUAAUGAGACACAUUGACUUGGGUGAGAUAGUUCUAAUUCAUUCUCCCACUCCCUCUUUCCGUUUUCUUUUUAAGAAUAGAACUUUAGGAAUAUAUAAAUUGUUUUUAUUUUUCAUUCUAGAAUGGCAUUGUCACUAUUCCAAAGUCUACAAAACCAGAGAGGGUCCUGGAAAACUGUCAGGUAAGAGCAGAUUGCCUUGUGCCAGAUGUACAUGAAUUAUUGUACUUUGGACAUAACUUUUCAUUAUUUUACACUCCUCUUCUGCCAUGGGAUGCGGGUAGCACUGUGGGUUAAACCACAGAGCCUAGGACUUGCCAAUCAGAAGGUCGGCGGUUCGAAUCCCCGCAGCGUGGUGAGCUCCCGUUCCUCAAUCCCUGCUCCUGACAACCUAGCAGUUCGAAAGCACAUCAAAGUGCAAGUAGAUAAAUAGGUACCGCUCCGGCGGGAAGGUAAACGGCGUUUCCGUGCGCUGCUCUGGUUCACCAGAAGCGGCUUAGUCAUGUUGUACACCGGCCCUCUCGGCCAAUAAAGCGAAAUGAGCGCCGCAACCCCAGAGUCGGCCACGACUGGACCUAAUGGUCAGGGGUCCCUUUACCUUUACCUUCCGCCGUGCCAUGUCUAUUAACAUAAGAUGGAAUAUUUGGGAAUAACAUGAGGAUGAACCAGAACUUUAGCAAGCACACGUGUAAGGAAACAAUGAGAAGUUAAAAAGCUAUUGAUUGAUCCGAAACAUCACAAUCCCAGUGACAAAACAUUGAUAAAAUGGCAAGGAGCCAGGUGACGUAGGCACCUCCAUGAGAAGAACAAAAGUAUAAUCGCUGCAUUAUUUAAGGAAAUGUAAUAUAGUGUAUUAAGGGCAUCAUGUGCUAAAAGAGGAAAUAAAUCCUGCAGCAAUUCCCAGUUAAACCUAGACUAAAGCUAAAUUUGAAACGGAUAAAGCUAAUUUUGCAUGUUUUAAAAUAAUAACCUAAACGUUCUUCCGCCUGCUGAAACUCAAAGUUCCUUAUAGAGGGGAUAUCUCUCCUCUUUUCACUAGGCAGUAAAAAGGAGGAAUUUGAAUUUGAUUGUAUAAGUUUAAAAAUCGUGAUUUUAGUAACAUUUCUAAAGGUAAAGUAUUAGAUACCUCUUUUUUUUUAAUUGAUUCUGCUUGCUCCACUUGAUGUUGUCAGUUACCACUAUGAGAAAUUGUUCUCUUUGUCUGUUUCUGGGUAGAACACAAGAAUAUUUGUUCCCAAAAAGACACACCCACACCCACACAACAAUUUUUUUUUUAAAAAAACUUUUUAUUCAAAAUUAAAACAAAACAAAAGAAAAAAAGUUUGGCUUAGGAGUAGAAUGAAGCUUAGCUUCUUGGGAGACCAAAGUAUAGAAAAUAUUUAACACUCAAGUGUAGAUUUAGAAGGGGACAGUUCCCCUGCAGUUAAGGAGAUUAAGGGCAAUUAUGUUUGCAAUAUGGGUGGGGUGGGAAGCAGAGUGAACCAGAUCAGAAUGUGGGGGGCGGGGGCUUAAGACCCUUGUACCCUUAACAUUGCUUCCGGACAGUACAUGUAUUGAGGAGGGUUUUUUUGCAUAAAGUUUGUGGACAGGAUAUAUACAGUAUCAGCUGUUUAUUGAGCAGUCAUUCUGAUUUGUUUGUGGGUGUCAAAUGUUAGUGGUGGUUGCUUGUGAGUAACCAGGCUGGACUCCGACCUGUCUUUAACAGGUUUUAUUUUGGUGCAAAACUAUUUACAGUGCAGAACCACCAGUUCAUGUCUGCCUCAAUCGCUAGCAGAAUCCGGGAGUGGUCGUUUCCAGGUCCUCCCCCAACAUAAGAGCUUAGUCACCCCCAGCCUUUUCCUUCCUUCUUUGCGUUUUACGCCUCUGCGCAAGGUGGGCUUGGCAAGGAGCGGUGCCGAGGCUCCCAGCAGCAUCCUCUAGCCCUUUCCCCUCCUUUCCCCUGGAGGUGUGGCUUUCUCCACCCUCAGACUGGCAAGGUGUGGCACAGGGGCUCCCAGCAUCCUCCUCUGGUCCCUUCCCCUCUUCCCCACUGGAGGUGUGGCUUUCCCCACCGCAGGAAGAGAAACUGCUUCUCAAGAUUUUCAGAGGUUCCCUGUAUCCCAGCUGCCCCUCUGCCUCCCUUCCCUGUUCCAAUGGCAGUCCCCUGACAGUGGGGGAGUUUUAUCCCAUACUUUCUAGUGCAUUUUCCCAUCACUUCCCUAACUGCAAAAAGUCUGGAUUUUUUUGAAGGGAGAGGAAUUGGGUUUGUUGUGCAAGAGCUUCGCACCCACUUUAAUGGCACAGCCUGAAUUUGCCAGUAUGCAGUUUAAUCCCACUCACAAAAUAUGGCAGCCUGGAAGGUCCCUAUGUGUUGUUGAAUUGUGCAAUGAAUGGAAAGCUGUUUUGGGUGUCCAAAACGGUUGCAUGUAAUGCAACCGUCUAAAGACAGAACUUAAAUGAGGGUAAGUUGAAAGCAAGCUAAAAGGCACAUUCAUGAGACAAUUGUCUACAGGGGAAUUGGAGGUUAUUUAAUACCAGAAUACCAGAAGUACAGAUAUAAUGAUGAACACAAAUUGGAAAUACACAAACAAGUCCAAGAGAAUGCAAGUGUGAUUGGUGAGCAAAGUCAAGGAGGUUAUAAAAAGCAAGAAGGCUUCCUUUAAAAAGUGGAAGUCUUGGCCAAGUUAGAAAAAUAAAAAGGGGCACCAACUCUGGCAAAACAAAUGUCAGUUGAUGAUAAGGAAAUUGGAGAGCACCUUGCUAAAAACGCUGACACAAGUAACACAUUUCUUUAAAUAUAUCAGAAGCAGGAAAUCAGCCAGAGAGAGGCGGUUGGUUUCUUUGAUGGCAAUGAUUCGAAAGUAUUAUUGAAAGAGGAUAGGAAGAUUGCAGGGAAGCACAAAACUUAUUUAAUGUUAGUUUUCAGCAUGGGAGAUGUUGGGUAGAUACUUGCUCCUGAACCACUUUUUCUGGAAAGGUUUUUGAAGAACUAAGGCUGCAGUCUGCUGCACACUUACUUGGUAAUGAACUUCACUGUACACAGUGAGACAGAGGAUCACUCACGCAAGACUGUGAUGACCAAGAGCUUAGAUGGCUUUAAAAGGGGUUUAGCAAAUGCAUGUAAGUCUUACUGCGACCUUAGGGUGAAAGCUGGGAAAUAGCUGGAUAGAUAGAUAAACAAGUAGAUAAAAUUAUCCUUGAUAGUUAAAUGGAACCUCUGCGUUCAUAGACCAGCUGUUAUGGGUCACCUGAGUGAGAAGUCAUGACAUUUAUUUGUAGUUUGAGUUGUAGAUCAAUAACAUCUGGAGAUCCAAAUUUGGGAAACCCUGAUUUACAUGCUAGGAAAUGUAUAUUCCACCCUUUCUGAUGCAUUUUGCAUCACACAGGGCAGCUAACAGUGACUGAACCAAUAAAAUCAUACAAUCAGCAUAUGAGCCGAAACAGAUAAAAUAAAGGCAAGUUCAGCAGAUAAAAGCAACUAAAAUUAGGGUUUGUUAAGGCCAUGCUACACUGAACAGGAAGCAAUUAGAAGGAGAAGGUGCAAUGAGGGUUCUGAUUAGCUUGUCAGUUCACACUUGGCAACCGGGCGUUGCAGUUGUGCUUUUAAGCGUUUCGGUCGAUAAUGCAGUUUACCUGUAUAGGGAAGCUUUUUAAUGUGUGAUGUUUUAUUAUGUUUUUAUAUGUGUUGGUAGCUGCCCAGAGUGGCUGGGGCAACCCAGUCAGAUAGGCGGGGUACUAAUAAUAAAAUUAUUGUUGUUAUUAUUAUUUAAGUGCCCCCCCCCUCGCCAAAGAAAAUCAGCACAAAUGAGGUGGUGGGGAGGCAACACAGAAAGCAUGGGCUGGCAAAAUAUGCCAUGAACAUUUUGCCAUGAACAGUCCCACAGUUAUUUCAGUUGGUCUUCACCAGUUAAAACAGCGAACCAGUGCUUUAGUUAACUAAGCUACCAGUUUGAAUAAAUAAAUGCUUGCAAUCCCGUCCUUUUAAAAACUUUGCUAAAAACACACACCUCAGGUAGUCCUGGGGAAGAAGGGAUUUAUUUCUUCUGAGACAGCCAAGGGAAGAGAAGGACUUGCUCAGGAUAUGCCGGGUGCGUAGCGUAACAGUUGCACAUCUAAUGCUGCCGUCUCUGCCUUUAUCCAUGCACACAGCUUACAGGAAUUCCCAGUUCAGGGAACCAAGCGAGGGAAAGGGGAGGCAGGCAAGGAAAUGGCCUUUCACCGUAUGACAUGCACCGCCUGUGAUCGAACUUCGUAAACUCUAGGAAAGAGUCCCUUCCUUACAGCCUGUGUCUAUCCUCCCCCAGGAGCCAUUCUAGCAGUUCUACGUGCCAACUGGUGUGUUCCAGGAACUAAACCUGUGCUUCUCAGAAAGCAUAUUCACAAGGAGGCAUAGCUCUUUGUCUGGCUAGGAGAAGGGAUUUUUUUAAAAAACCUCCCAGCCAGGGAAUCCCCUUUCUCCCAGCAGCUCUUAGUCUCAUCAACAUUCUGUGUAUAUUAUGUCAUCACUGCGUUUUCCCCCCCCAAUGAACACUGGCUUCAUUAAAUAGUCUUGAAAGCGUAUUUCCUUGUGGUUUUCUUUCCCAAGUUCUCCUUCACUUGGUGUUUUGACCCCCAUUUCUCCCAAAGUCGUUAAUGGUGAUUUAAAAAGGUGUGGGGAGAGAGGAACAGAAGGUAUUCGUGAGUAUCCCUUGGUUUUGGAACAGAUCGUGGAAUUAUAGCUGUAGAUGAGACUUCAGGGUCCAACCACAUUGCUUUCAGGGCUAGCUGUGGAAUUGUCUCCCACAAGAGUCAUCGAUGGCUAUUGACUUGGGUGGCCUUAAAAGAGGAUUAGAUAAAUUCAUGGCGGAUAAGGCUACCAUUGGCUACUCAUUCUGAUGGCGCACUGGUUGUGCUCAGAUCCUGCUUGUGGCAUCUGUUUGGCCACUUGAGAGCAGAAUGCAGGACUAAAUGUGCCCAGCAGCCUCUUUUUAAGUUCCUACAUUACGUUCCUGCUCAGUUUAUGUUGCACUGAGAGUGUGGGAAGUUGGGAACAAACAGUGAUGGACGAGAAAUGGCUUAGUACAGGCAUAUCCAAAGUCCGUUUCAGGGGCCCAAUCGAUUUAAUCCAGCCUCCCUGGUGGCAUAUGUCCUGGGGUCCUGGGGUAAAAUCCUAAGAAAAGCUCAACAACUUUGCGGUAAACCUAAACUCUAAGAAAAGCUCAACAACUAAAAAAAGGAUUGAAGAACAACUUUGGUUGGCCCUCACACAUGUUCCCUUCAUCAAAUCUGGCCCUCUUUGAAAAGAGUUUAGGCACCCCUGGCUUAGUAAAAUAGUCUAAAUAGAUCAAAUAUGCGAGCCUAGACACAUCAUAGAGAGGAAGUCAAGUAUUUUCCAAAUUAAGUAGAGCUAUGACAUUCUAACUAUCUGGUUGUAGAUACAAACUCUUGAACCAAAAUUAUGAUUCAGGAUGCCGGUGUGUUUUUAAGAAGCAGGCAGUUGGUUUUUAUUAUUGCCUUGUAUGUGUUCCACUAACCACAUAUACAUUCCCCUUAGGUCUUUGACUUUUCCCUAGCAGAAGAUGAUGUUGCAAUUCUGAAUGGAAUGCAUGAUGGGAGACAUGUCUCCUGGGAUCCAACCCCAGUUGUUUAGAUGCCAAGGCUUGGAUUGUUGUUGUAAGUUCCAUAGUAUCUGAAGGGACAAUGCUGCUUUUGUAAUGUAUUCUCAUGCAGUAAUGCAAAAUGAAAUUAAAUAUUGCCUUGAUAAUUAGCUGUACAACCUAUUUGGGUGUGGUAAUAUGUAGCUUAAUAACAGAGAAUGUAGAAUUUACACUUUUCUCCGCCAAGCCCUUACAGUUUGACAUCGUCACUCUUCAGCCUUCCCAACAAGUUCGAUACUUCUUUUUUCUGCUCCAGCAAAGCCCUGUCAUUUUGUAUCUAGCUUUUUUUUUUAAAAAAAUACUGUAAUAAUAAUGGGUGGUAUUCAACUAAGUUUGAGUAUAGACUUUACAUUCAUGGGCCUAAUUUAAAGGUAAAGGUAAAGGGACCCCUGACCAUUAGGUCCAGUCGUGACCGACUCUGGGGUUGCGGCGCUCAUCUCGCUUUAUUGGCCAAGGGAGCCGGCGUACAGCUUCCGGGUCAUGUGGCCAGCAUGACUAAGCCGCUUCUGGUGAACCAGAGCAGCGCACAGAAACGCCAUUUACCUUCCCGCCAGAGCGGUACCUAUUUAUCUACUUGCACUUUGACGUGCUUUCGAACUGCUAGGUUGGCAGGAGCAGGGACCGAGCAACGGGAGCUCACCCCGUCGCAGGGAUUCGAACCAACUUUUGAUCUGCAAGUCCAAGACUCUGUGGUUUAAUCCACAGCGCCACCCGUGUCCCUUGGGCCUAAUUUAGUCAUGUUCUUUUCCGUCAACGGGUCUGUUCCAAGAAAACAUGAUGCAAAAAGCCCCUGCACUAUUUCCUAAGAAACAGCCCUCUGGCAUGAAGCAUUCCUUAGAUCCCUCUCAUCCUUUCCAUGCAUGCCAGCACAGGAUGUGCUCCAGAACUCCAGUAAGAAGUGCCCCGUUCCUUCUGACACUAGUUAUCCUUGACACCAGUGGGGACUAAAAUUUCAGCAUUUGCAAGCAUCUGCAGAGAAACAGCCUCAGAUCCAUAGAUUCUGCAAAAAGAGAAGGGCAGCUGCUAUUUUGAAUUCUCUAGUUCAUUCUGCUUGGUUCUUCUGCACUCAAGCAACCCCAGAAAAUUGUGCCUUUCUUGCCAAGGCCAUCCAACAUCUUAUGGCAAUAAGAAGUGCCAUAGAGCUAGUCAUCUUUGUUUCCACCCCAAAGUCAAGGGACAUCAGAGCAAAUUUUUAUGCAAAUAAGUGUGAACGAGUUCUAAAGAAAAAUACCUUCAGUAUAGAGAAUCUGUAAUAGAUCUAGCGAUAUUUUCUAGCUUCGAUAGAGGCCUACCUGCAAUAUCACUUCCUGAGGCUCAGCUAUGGGAAUGAAGACUAUCCCCAUGAGGUCCUGCCAUUCUUCCUCCAGGGUCUUCAUGAAGAUUCUGGUAGUCGUGAUAACCCAUCUCCAGAUAGUAGAGAACAAUAUUCAGCAGCCCAGCCUCAACUCAGGGUCUUCAGGAUGUGAUGCUCAUGCUUCAGGGGAUGCAGAAACAAAGAUUAAGGGAUAGGAAGUGGGUAUCACCUUCUUCACCUGAUGGCCCCAAUGUCCUUGGUAAAUCUGAUCAAUUGGUUCUACAGUAUUAGGAGACUGGGUUAACUGCUGAUCGUGCCAAAUCUACUUCACCAGGACUCUUUUCUUCAUCCUCAGCCACAGCUAUUCCUCUUGACUGUAUGGAGGUUGAUAGGCAGAUCUUGGUAGCCAUUAAAUGCCCCUCAGGGUGAACUCCAUUGAUUUAACUGCUCUUCAAUCUUCCACUGCUCCUGCUUACAAUAGUAAGCCUUUAGAAGUUUUGAUUCUUGGGUUUGUUGCAGCUUCACUACAAGUUAAUUUAGUUUUCAUCUAGGUUGGAUUUCGGGGUAAACAUGAUGUUAUACACUUGACAUUGUAACCUAGUAUUAAAACUUGCAUUAAAGUAUAUGUAGUGUAUGUUUUAGACAGAGCCUCUGCCCAUUGAAUUAUCAGCCUGGCAUUAGGUAUGCAGUCAUGAUGGUCUGAUAUUUUCAGAGUUCCUGUGUCUAGAAGUGUAUGGAAAGUCUGACUGUGAUUUAUAUUGUUUUAGGACUUCCUGCAGCAGUUUUCCCACUGCUGUGCUGUUUUAGCCGUAUCACAAAACAAAAGUUCCUUGCUUUUUUAUCAUCCCAGCUUGUAGCAAGCUGGUAUUGUUGUUUGUCCCUGAAGUUUUGUUGCUAACACUUUGAGCGGAGACAAAGUUUCUCCCCUUGAUUACAACUCCUGAGGGAGAUUCUGAAAACAUUUUGACGCGAUGCCUUAAGGCCCACGCCCUAAAUUACAUUUGAUCAUGUUUUUAAGAGACACUUUUCCUAUGGGUUCCGUUGGUCCAUCUCUCACUUCCAGUAAAGUUUGGGCUUUUUCACGUGCUACGUGACUGCAAACUAAGGUUUGACUCGGGAGUGUGUACCGGUACUUAAGAGCAAAAUAAAAAAAUUCCUUCCAGUAGCACCUUAGAGACCAACUAAGUUUGUUAUUGGUAUGAGCUUAGUUGGUCUCUAAGGUGCUACUGGAAGGAAUUUUUUUAUUUUGUUUCGACUACGGCAGACCAACACGGCUACCUACCUGUACUUAAGAGCAGAUCACGUUGAUGAGUGAUAUGCUAAAAUUACUUGCAAACAUGCAUGCAUUGCAGAUUUUCAGAUGUAUACCUAAGAAGUUUAAUUUGUGAAGAGGUUUAUUAUUAUUAUUACUAUUUUGUUGGAAAGCAGGAGCUACUUAUAUUCUUUGCUGUUGUGUUUUCUAUGGCAACCUUGAUGCUUCCUACAAUAAACAAACACAAUGUGCAGAGCAGAUUGUGCCUCCUUCUCCUCUUUCUUAAGGGAGAAGAUUCAUCUGAUUCUCCCUCCCUCUCUCUCUCUCUCUCUCUCUCUCUCACACACACACACACACACUGUGUGCUACACAUUACAUUUUUGUACUUUAGGCAAGAUGUGCAAAUGUGGCCACACAUCCAUCACAGAAUUGGGGUUUUUAAGCCAGGGUAAGCCUCUUAAAUGGGCAUUUGUAUUUCCUGUAGGACUCACCAGUGCAGCUACAGCAAAAGUGCAGAAGCUUCUCUAAGCUACCGUAUUUUUCGCUCCAUUGGACGCACCGGACCAUAGGACGCACUGGAUCAUAGGAGGGGAAGAACAGGGAAAAUUUUUUUUUCUUGUUCUCCCCCUCUAAAACAAGGUGCGUUCAAGGUACAUUCACCAGAGCUUGUGGGGCUGGCGGUGGGGGGAAGCGCUGCUUUCCCCCACCGCCAGCCUCAAAGAUCCCUGAAGCCUUUGGAGCGCAGCGCCCCGCUGCCCUGCAGAGGUUUGCACACAGCCCUCCCCAAGCUAGAGCAGUGAGACGGAGCCCUCCGUCUCGCUGUUCUGGCUUGGGAACAGCCUUGCUAGCUUCUGCAGGACAGCGGGGUGAAGGCACCCCGCUGCCCUGCAGAGGUUUGCGCGCAGCCGUCCCCAAGCUAGAGCAGCGAGAUGGAGCGCUCCGCAGUGCUUCGUCUUCCUGUUCUGGCUUUGGGCUUAGCGGCGCAGCCUGCAUUCGCUCUAUAGGACGCACACACAUUUCCCCUUAAUUUUUGGAGGGGGAAAUGUGCGUCCUAUAGAACGAAAAAUACGGUACAUCUGAGUAUUUCUGCAUUAUUAUUAUUAUUAUUGCAGCGCAAGCCUGAGUUGGCUGGAGAUUAGAUCCAGCUAACCAUUUGACCUUAUGUUCUAGCCUUAAAAAGCUGAUUUGUUGACAGUGGGGAGGGUGUAAUGGCAGGUGCAACCAGUACAUGGAAAUUGUGUGAAAGCACACUUCCUUUCAAAGAACAGUUACUGAAAGUAACAGUUAUGUUCUGUGAUUUCUCCCCCACCCCAAAGCUUUUCACCACCAUUGCUGCUCCUGGCAACUAUUUGUUUGACUUGCUUACAGUGCAGAGGGAGGGCAACUCUUGAGUAAAGCUACCUAAAGGAAGAAAAAAUGAGGCCCAGCCCUCUCUAGUGCAACUGCCAGCUCGAUCGGUUGUUGCAUUUAGAAUGUGCCACAGAAGAUCGAGUGUGAAGGUUUAAGCAUUUAUACAUGGGAAAGUUGGCUGUGCAAAGUGCUUCCUUCUCAGUUCUUAAGCAGCACAUGGCAGUUACUGGAUCACAAAGGUUAAAGAGAGAGCACACAAACUUGGGACGUUAGUGCAAAAUGGCACUGCUCAUUAGCAAAAGUAAGGAUGGUGCUUCUGCUGCAGCUGUACAAGUUAGCACCGCAGGUUCAGCAGAUCCCUAGAAAUAAAGUGCUGGACAAAAACCGUGAGGAUCCCUGAGGAUCUGAAGACUUGCUAUACCACAAUGUGCAAAGCACAAGUGCAGAUCCCAACUUGGCCCACAGCACCUUCCUUGCAGACAAAAUGUGUUACACUUAUCAAGAAAGCCUCCUCCCAGCAUCGCAGGAAUGGAACACUAUUUUCUCAUAUAAACUGGGAGUCUUCCUGUGUUCUGCUUGCUGUAGCUUUCCAUUAACUGGUAGAGAAUUUUUCUCGAGCUUUCUGGCAUGCUGCUGAAUUUAGAAAACAAGGAAAAGCCUGCUCUUGGUUCUUUUGACCAGGAAAUAACUUUGGCCUAUGAAGUUUCAUAUUGCUUGAUAAACAGUUUUGAAAAGAAGAAAAUUUUUGCUUUCGGAGAUGGUUUCGGCACGUUUUCAUAGAGCUGGGGCGAAAGGCAGCCUAAAAAGUUUUACCGCUUAGCCCACAGGAUAGCAUCUAUUACUUUGUUUCAGCAUAGGCUUAUUAUACUUCUACGGACUUCCAAAGAUUGACAGAGGUGUGCUCAAUUCAUUUCAAAUAUAUUAGAGAAUUUACAAGUGCACACAUUUUGUUUUUGUUACUAAAUCAUGUCUAUUAUGCAAUAAGAAUUACAGUGCUAUCUAGUAUACUGGUCUGCGUGUUACUUGUAUUGUUGGGGCAAAAGAACACGCUUUUAUCAGCAUAUCUCAAGGCCUGGCUUUUCUAAUAGUAUUAUUUAUAAAUGACAUUUUCACCCCACCUACCCUCCCAGCAAGCUAAAGGUGGUGUGCAAGGUUCUCCCUCUCUUCUGCUUUAUCCUCAAAACAACACUGUCAGGCAUAUUAGACUGAGAGACAGUGAUGGGCACAAACUUAUCCAUUUCAGUUCGCCACCUGGCAAAUAAAAUAAUAUUGACACAACCUCACAGGGCAGGUGUUGGCUAAAGUUGCCAACUCUCCCCCCCCCCCCACUCUGCCACACUGGACCCAUUCUUGGGCUAGACACACACUCAAAAAUCAGGUUAAAUCUUUUCCAGGUAUGCUCAAUGUACUGAAACGUUUGACCUGCUGAACUUCUGCUGUUAAAUGUACGGGAGCAGAAAGAAAAGAAGAAGGAAAGGGAAGUUGUCAACCUUAGAACUACAGGUGAAACUUGGAAAAUUAGAAUAUCGUGGAAAAGUUCAUUUAUUUCAGUAAUUCAACUUAAAAGGUGAAACUAAUAUAUGAGAUAGUCUCAUGACCUGCAAAGCGAGAUAUGUCAAGCCUUUAUUUGUUAUAAUUGUGAUGAUCAUGGCGUACAGCUGAUGAAAACCCCAAAUUAACAAUCUCAGAAAAUUAGAAUAUUAAAUGAAAUCAGCAAAACAAGGAUUGCAAAUAGAGCAAUAUUGAACCUCUGAGAAGUAGAAGCAUGCAUAUGUACUCAGUACUUGGUUUGGGCCCCUUUUGCAUCAAUUACUGCCUCAAUGCAGCGUGGCAUGGAUGCUAUCAGCUGAGGUGUUAUGGAAGACCAGGAUGCUUCAAUAGCAGCCUUCAGCUCUUCUGCAUUGCUCGGUCUCAUGUCUCUCAUCUUUCUCUUGGCAAUGCCCUAUAGAUUCUCUAUGGGGUUCAGGUCAGGCGAGUUUGCUGGCCAAUCAAGCACAGUAGUCCCAUGGGCAUUGAACCAGGUUUUGGUACUUUUGGCAGUGUGGGCAAGUGCCAAAGUCCUGCUGGAAAAUGAAGUCAGCAUCCCCAUAAAGCUCAUCUGUGGAAGGAAGCAUGAAGUGCUCCAAAAUCUCCUGGUAGACCCUGGACUUAAUGAAGCACAGUGGACCAACACCAGCUGAUGCCAUGGCAUAGCCAGCUCUUUCCCAACUUAGAGAACACCCCUGUGUGAUUUACCUGCAAACAGUUGAUCACGCUACCAGGCUAAUGGAUCUUUGUAAGCUGAGCCUGUAUAAAUGAUGAUCAUAAAUAAGACUAAUAAAUAGCAGCAGCAAUAAAGCAGCUUGACUGUUGAUUGAUUGAUUUAUCUAUGUCUCGAGUGACCUGAAAGUGGUGUUUUAAAAAGAAAGAGGAAGAAAGAGCUGCUCAGUUAUGUUAGGAGUGUCAGAUGGUGCCGCUGUUCAAAUUUCAAUACCACUCGUGCAUGUCCUUUUUUGUAUUAGAAACAGAAACAUUUGACCAAAAGAAAUUGUUUCGAAAGACAAUUCGGAGUGUGUGAAGCACAAAUGGAGCCCCACCUCGUGUUUCCUCUUAAUACAAUACCCAAGAGUGUAUCCCUCAGUGCCAGAGAUAAUUAAGAAAUGCACUGUACCCAUUUAAAACAAAUACAACAUUCCUAAUUUCCUUCUUUGGGCACUUAGUAACUUUCCUCUGUUACUUCCCCAUGCAUCUGUCAACUGUUUGCUGAUUUUCAUCAUGAAGCAGAUUAAUACUAUAAUUCUGUGCAUGCCUACUUGCAAACAAGUCCCAUUGGACUAAGCUAGAGUGUCACAGCCUAGAAAUGUUAAUAUCAGUAAAACAAAUGAGGCUGACCUUUGAGUCAUAAGUUCAUAGGAUGGGACCCCAAAGUUGUUUUCACAAACGCAAGUGGUGCUAUUGAAGUUUCCCACGUCAAUAGAAUUAAAGAAGUGCUUUUGAUAGGAACAUACAUUUCAAUUUAAAAAUGGCUUUUGUAGUUGUUACUUAUUCUGUGGUCAAUAUUCAAGAGUGAUGCACCUUAAACAGUAUUUUUAAAGCUUCUUUUAAUGUUCCAAAAAGGCAGCGGGAUGGAAGGCUUCUCAUUGUGCAUUUGGGUCUUGCCCAGUGGAUAGAAAUGUACAUUUCCCCACAGGUUUCCAUUAUCCCAUUGUGCAUCCUUCCUCAGGGGAUGCAUUUAUGUAUCUCCUUUGAGUCAAGAUCUAGAAACACGCAAAUCACUCAUGCUUCUUUCACUCUUUAUCUGAAACAUCCUGGGCAGAACAUAUUUGGGGAUGUUUGGUGUAAUAUAGGUGUUGUUCUGCAUCUGUUAUAUAUUUGCCUGGCCCUUACUCCAAAGGAGACCAGGGCAGCGUGCAUACAAUCCAGCCUUACAACAGAAUAAACUACUACAAACACUCUCGCAAAAACUGCAGUAAAACAACAGAACCUCUCAGCUAGCAGAAAUGAUAAAGACAUCAGUCCCAAUCGCCCUUUCCCAAACAGGCUUGGACAGACAAGUGUGUGCUUCAACUGGUGGAGGGCAGGGAGGGAGAAAACCAAUGAGACCGACAGACACAGCUCAAUGGGGAGGGAUUUCCAUAACUGAGGGGCCGCCACAGAGAAGACCCUAGCCUAUGUCCCUGCCAAUCAGGCAGGAUCACAAGCAGAGCCUGCCCUGCAGGUUUUAAAGGCAGAGUUGGCUGGUCUUCCCAUCUUCUCUGACCACUUGCUAUGCUGGCCGGGGCUGAUGGGAGUUGGAGUCCAGCCCACCCACCAUGUGGUUGGGUUCUGGACUGUCACUGUCUGUGAUGGCAGAAUUAGACACAUUUUUUGAAAGAAGGAAGGGUGGGAGAGAGUUGCUGCCACUAACUCUGGAUUUCAGGGAACCAUUUUUGCUAUGCACUCUUAUUGCAAGUUCAAGUCAGAAAUUUCCCCAUGAGAACUUUCAGCUCAGAUUUAUUUUCCCCCACCGAAUGCAAGUUAUUGUGGGGCGCCCCCUGAAUAAAUAAAUUACUUUUGGGAGCCAGCCUAGCAUGACUUUAUGAUACUAAGUUUGGCACUCUAGAUAGGUUAGGUUUUGCUCAUCUGGAAACUGUAGGCAGUCCACUGCACUCGAUCACAACUUUUACUUAGGACAGGAGUGAAAUUGAGAGUUAUUUCUGCAGAUAAGCAAAAAUCAGCUUUCAGGGGAAAUCCCACUUAGCUUGGGUCCUCACACCUGGUCAGAAGUCCUGAACACUUUUAAGCCACAACAUAGCAUCUUUUGCUAGACCGCUCUGAUGAUCAGUGGGGGAAUGGAAAUGGCUGUGAAAUAAUAAAGAAAAGAGGAAAGAUCAACAACGAAAAAAGUCAAAAGGGAAGGGUGAGGCUGAUGGCUGCCCAGCUACAGAGUUUCCUGUCUGAUUUUUCUGAGGGUAGACUGUUUAAUCUCCACUUUUUGUUCAGUCUUUUUUUCUUCUUCACUGCAGCUUGCUUAUUAUAUGACUGAAAAGCAGCUCAGACCCUCCAGUUGAGAAAUGCCAAUGGUGGUUGUAAAAUCCACACAUAAGGCAUUUCUGACCAAGCUGUACAUUUGAUUGCAGAGAACUGAAGAUACUACGGCUCCUUUCCUUGCCCACAACUUAAGCUAGAAGAUAAUUAUGUCACCGCUCUAUAGGCAGUAAGCAGGCUGCAGAAAUUAUACGUUCAGAAGCCUCAGAGUCAAAAUAUAUGUACUAUGGGCCUGAUAUACUGUAGUAAACACCCGCCUGCUUCCCUUUAAAGUGGUACAACAGGGUGACGUGAGCUCUGCCUUUUCAAAGCUCUGCUCUUGGAUGAAAGUUCCCUUGUUGAAGUAAACAAGGCUUGCGAGUUGUCAGAUCUCUUCUGUAUGUUGGAUAUUGGUGGAGUAAAAGAUGCUUCUUUUAAAUGCCCCGCGGGAGUUAAACAGUUUACUCUUUAUGACUCCAACAAAGACUUCCAAUUUGGAAAGCCAAUGUCUGAUUACUGAGCACACUUCUCAGGCUUCUAUGAAAUUCUGCACCUGUGAGAGAGAAUGAAUUUGCUGGCAUAACUUUGCCAUGAGAUCCUGUUAAAUUUCCCUUGAAAGCUUGCUUUAGCCAUCUCUAUAUGACUGCAGUUUCUCUGCUUUCUUCACCACAUAAUACCCAAAGUUGGCAUUCAGCGUACAUCAAAGUAUACUGCAUACCACUCCCAUUGUUCCCAAUCUGUUUCCUACUUCCCAAAGUUCCAGUAACCUCUCAGUGGGAAAUAUAUAAAGGAUGGUAUUCAUGGCAUUUGUUCUGUCAGCAUAAGCACUCCUGAUUUCACCCAGAAAAGUAAUCCGUUUUAGUUCUCCUCCCCCUGCUCCAGACAAAAGAAAAGCACAGGCAUCUUUAAAGGUGCCUAUCACGAAAGCUCGCAGACCUGCUUGUCUGCAGUUUGGCAGGUUUCUCUCACGUCUGCAAUUUUCAGACCAAUUGCCCACAAAACAGAUUGGGAGAUUAAGUGAUUUCUAUUUUACCUAUUCCAAACCUGAGACUGCUGCCCUUGCAGGAAAACUACUGCAGUUAUCAUCCUGAGAUUUUACAGGAGUCAUACCUCCAAAAGGGUGAUCUUGUCUACAAAUUUCAUCCAGUUCUACCCCAAAAUAAAGUUUUAAGACGUUUCCUUAAUAAAAAAUAAAACCUUAAAGGUUUCCAGCAGAACGGCCUUUGGAGAUAUUUGUAGUUUAACAGGCUUUAUCUACUCUGGAGAAGCUAAUAUACCUGCAAAUUUCAUCCACUUCUGUGGGACGUUAUAUAAUAUAAAUCACAAGAUGCUGUGUGUAAUGUUUCUCUUGACGUAGGGCACGUUGAUUCUAUGAUCAAAAAGGCGGCUCAGUCACAAAGGGCUUGGGAGAUAUCAAAGAAGCUCACGUUUGGACAAUAAUGCAAUUCUAAGUUGAGGGAAUUCUACUAUAAACUUCGCCCCUAUUUUCAUUCUACAGCUGAAGGAUCAUUUUAUCUGCUUCUGCCGUGAAUCCUUUUCCCAUGGUGGAGCAGCUCUUCGGGAUUUUUUUUUUUACUAUUUCCCAGAUGUUGCUUUGCAGAGUCAUUAGUUUCUUAGCUUAUUCAGGUUAUUUUUCAGUUGAUUCAUCUGAAUAUUUGCAGCGGGUUGGACUUGAUGACCCUUGUGGGUCAAACAAAAUUCUAUGAUUUUGUUUGUGAAUAAUAAUAAUAAUAAUAAUAAUAUAAUUUAUUUAUAUCCCGCCCUCCCCAGCCGAAGCCGGGUUCAGAGCGGCUAACAACAGUAAAAUGAUACAACAUUCUAAAAUCAUUUCAUUAUAAAAUCAGUUCAAAUCAGAUUAAUGGCAACCAUUGGGCUAGAGUUCUGUGAGGAUUGCCAAAGGAGGGGGUCAGAAUAAUAAUAAAAUUUCCAUCCUUUGGAUCAGUGACCACUUCUAUCUAACUGGAGACAAAUUUCAUCCAUGCAUGCCUGAAUCCUUCUUUCUAAGGAUUGAUACUUGUUUUGCUAUCUAAGCAUAUUCCUCUGGCACCAGCUACUAUGUUAGCUUUGGGGGUGUGGGUGCUGCCAAAAGCUGAUAACAUAUGAAUUGAGUUCUAGUCAGCUAUUUGGGUGGAAUUGCAUAUGCUUAAGAAGUUCUGUGAGAAAAAACUUAGCUCUUCUGCAGUGUCCAGUGUUGACUGUGAUGCAAACUUAAGGGAACAGUUUGUGCACUGAUCGGUCUGAGGUCGACACAUACUGCAUUGUUCCUGCUUCUGGAGAGAGAAUUCCUCAGGUUCUCACUCUCAGUGAAUGAAAGCAUAAUGAGACUUUUGAAGAGGCAUAAGUGUUGGAGAACACUUAUGAAUUCACCCAGGCACCUUAGGAGCACGGUUACAUCCCUCCCUGUGCAUCUGUUGGGUUUAGAGAAGGUAAUAACUCCACCUGACAGUAUUCCUUUGCAAAAGGAAAGCAUCAACUUGUGCUGGUCUAAGUAAAAAAAAACAAAAACGGGGGGGGGGGGGUAUUGAGAAUGGUUUCAAAUUCGUUUCCAAAUAAUGACCUUCGCAAUCUGAAACAUGAUUAAGCUCUGACAGUGCCUAUGCUAAAAUGAAAUUGACUUUUAAAGUUAGUAGUAUGUAUGCAUCUAUGUAUGUAUGUUGGGUCAUUUGGCCUAUAGGCAUUCAAGGUUACUACAGACAAGCUGGAUACAGACUAUUGUUUUUAAGUGAAUUGGAAGUGAUUUGAGAAGUGUUUUGCUAAUCCCAUGUCAUUUCCAUACAGUUAUUCCAGCCAACUUUUUUCUCUCUUGGUCAGAUUUGUUUUGCUGGUUUUUGAAACCAUGCAGAUCCUGUUAGCCUAAGUAGCAGUAGAUUGUAUAAAACAUGACUUCUUUUCUUCUUCUUCUUUGGCGAUCACUCGUAGCCAAGUAAGAUUGUCUUCCAUGAACACGGCCUUAACAGAGAGUCCAUAAGUUACUGUAGAGGCAAAUUCUGGAUCCACAUGUCCUUCCACAGUGGGAACAUACAGUAUUUAUAUGUGUUUAUACUACAUUUUUUAAGAUUUGCCUUGAGGGUGUCUAUAAACCUCUUUUGUUGACCACCAGCAUUACAUUUUCCAUUCUUAAGUUGGGAAUAGAGUAGUUGCUUUGGAAAACGAUAAUUAGGCAUCCGAGCAACAUGACCAGUCCAACGGAGUUGAUGUUGAAGAAUCAUUGCUUUGACACCGGUGAUCUUUGCUUCUUCCACUACACUGGCAUUAGUUUGCCUGUCUUUCCAAGUGAUGCCGAAAUCCAGCAUUCCCUGAGCUCUGCGAGUGCAGCAUUCUCCCAAUUGAAGUGCAGAGUGUUUGAGGGCCAGGCCAUUUGCAGGGAAACCAAAACCAAGACUAAGGUUGAGUUUGCUAUGGUUGCAUUAGCAGUAUACCAAGAGUAUUAUAACUUUACAGGCUAACAUUUGGCAUCUUUUUCUUUUCAGGUCUUUGACUUUAGUCUGAAAAAAGAAGAUAUGGAAUUUUUAAACUCCAUGAAUAUUGACAGAAAACUGAUUCACCUUACCUACCCAUUAUGGAAAGGAUAAUCUUAAAACAUUGCAAUGGCUCAAAUCAUGAAGAUAUCAGAACUACACAGAUCCGUCUUGCUAUAAAUUUAUUUUAGACAGCCCAAUAUUCCCAUCUUCCUACCUCACUAAAAUACCUUUCGGGAAAUCAUGAGUCAUACUUCAUCCCAACUAAAUCGAAAUAAAAUGAUAUUAUAGAAGACAGCAACAGCCUUGUGAUUCUUGCCACGUGCGAGGCAAACGGGAUUUGCCAUUGGAUGCUAGUGGAAAUGAGCUGGUCUGGUUAAUUUAAUAAAAUGCCCACAUACAGUUUUGCAUGAAAGCCACUAAAUCAGUUUAGAACCAGAUGCUCCUGUUAGAUCAUCACAGUCUCGUUUUACUGGCAAUAAAUAUCUUU
Messenger RNA from Podarcis lilfordi (Lilford's wall lizard), 66290 nucleotides. The record is from the annotation of a GenBank genome assembly. NCBI's taxonomy places the organism in Eukaryota, Metazoa, Chordata, Lepidosauria, Squamata, Lacertidae.